This is a messenger RNA of Pelobates cultripes (western spadefoot toad), 45561 nucleotides long. The record is from the annotation of a GenBank genome assembly. Lineage: Eukaryota; Metazoa; Chordata; Amphibia; Anura; Pelobatidae.
CGGAGGAGAGGAGGAAGUUGGGUCAUAAGUGCGACCUGGAAGAGAUGGCGGCGAGUAAGAAGUCGGUGCUGUCCUCGCUGGCCGUGUAUGCGGGGGACUCGGAGCCCGAGCUGGAGAGUGAUGGGGAGAUUGAGGGUGAGUGAAACUGCCAGGAUAAUAUAGAGCAGGUCAGGAAACCUUCAGCACUCCAGGUGGUUUUGGACUACAUCUCCCAUGGUGCUUUGCCAGCAUUGUACCUGAAAGAGCAUUGUGGAUGGUGUAGUCACAACAUCUGGAGUACCAGGGAUGAGCAACCUUCUCCCCUCCAGAUGUUGACUACAUCUCCCAUGAUGCUUUGGCUGUAAGAGCAUUGUGGGAGUUCCUUCCCUUACUGUAAACCAGGGGUAGGUACCCACAUGCACUUAUUCUAGCAUCAGUGGCGGCUCUAGACGCUGUGAGGCCCUAGGCGAAACUCCAGCACGAGGCCCCAACUAACACCCAGAGUGAAACUGGUUCUCCAGUCUGCAGCUCCACCGGGCGUGAGCUGCAGACCACGAGGUAAGUGUCUCGCAAUCUCCCGUCAGCACUGCCGUGGUAACCCGCAGCAACGCUCUGCUUGGCUGGAGAUCGCGAGACGCCUCAGUCUGCAACUUACACCUGGUGGAAGUGCAGACAUGAGGCUGGCUCUCUCCCAGGGCACACGGCAUGAAGAUGUCUCACACUUGGUAGCAUAAAGGGCAAGCUGCUGGGGCCCCACCUACUGUGUCAGGCCAGGCAGGUCAGUCUGUCUUAAGGCAAUUAAGGCGGCUGUCUAAAUCGCCUAAUUAGAGAGUCGCCUCUGGCUGGCAAAGCAUGAAGGGUGAUGUAGUCCACAAUAUUUGGAGGGCUGAAGAUUUCCUACCCCUGCUAUAGACUUUCAAGUUGUUGUGUUGCAACCAUUUGUUUGUUAGUUUACCUGUUGUGCAGUACUGCAGAAUUUGUUGAACUGUUUUUGAGUGGCAUGAGAGAAACUGAGAAUCCCUCUGGCACUUGAUUUUCUGGUUUCUUGAGAAUCUUUAGGCUUAUUCAAGCAGAGUUUGGGAGUGUGCAACAGAAACAGACAUUAGCACGUACAGAAUUAAAAGGGUGCUCUAUAAUUGACAUUCAUGGUUAGAUGGACUCGUGGGCAAUGCUAAAGUGUAAUUUUUAAGUUAUUCAUAAGGCUGUGGUUUUGAUUCCUAGGAGAUCCUCAAUUUUGUAAUACUGCUCCAAAAUGAUCUGACAAAAUAUCGUGGAAGGCACCUUUAGAUCAUUUAAGCAGGGUUCAAAAUUUCACUGCUAGCCAGACCUAAAUGUCACGUGCCACUGCAAUUCUGAAAGGUCAAUGGCACACUAACCAGGGGUGAAUUUUCACUAGCCAGUGGCAAGUAGAAAGAGUGCAAAUUGUGAGCCCUGUUUUAAAGUCAAAUGUGCUACCAUCAGCUCCACCACACAGGCUCGCUUCCUAGGUGUUCUCUUUGACUCCGACCUCUCCUUCAAGCCUCAUGUUCAAUCUAUCGCCAAAUCCUGUCAUUUCCAUCUCAAAAACAUUGCGCGCAUCCGCCCCUACUUAAUGCCAGAUGCGACUAAGGGGUUGGUCCAUUCCACUGUCCUUUCUCGCCUUGACUACUGUAAUCCGCUUCUCAGUGGUCUUACGUGCUCCCAACUAGCGCCGUUACAGUCCAUAAUGAAUGCGCGGCUCAUCUUCCUGUCCGCCCGCACCUCCCAUGCCUCACCCUUCUGUCAGUCCCUACACUGGCUUCCUAUAAAAUAUAGAGCUCAAUUUAAAAUUCUGGUUCUUGCUUUCAAAUCUCUACAAAAUGCUGCGCCCACUUAUCUAUCCUCCCUUAUACACAAGUAUGUCCUGUCUAGGCCCUUACGAUCUGCUGAAGACUUACGUCUAUCUUCUGUCCGUACUCCCACCUCUGAUUUCUCGAGGGCUGCACCGUUCCUGUGGAACUCGCUUCCCUCCUCUGUUAGAUGCUCACCCAGUCUCCACUCCUUCAAAAAAUCGUUAAAAACCCACUUCUUCAUAAAAGCGUAUCAAUUAAACUGUUAAGAGCUCCUGACUCCUCUUCUGCAACUGUCACUAGUCUAAUACUAUCCUUACCUUUUUGUGUCAUUUCACCCCUUUCCCUCUAGCGUGUAAGCUCAUUGAGCAGGGCCCUCAACCCCUCUGUUCCUGUGUGUCCAACUUGUCUGGUUACAACUACAUAUCUGUUCGUCCACCCAUUGUAAAGCGCUGCGGAAUUUGACGGCACUCUAUAAAUAUCAUAAUAAAUAAUAAUAAAAGGCGGAAUUAAUGGUAACUUUUGCAAGUGUGUUAAGUGAGUGCAAAGAAAUAUAAUCGGAACACUUUGUAUCCACACACUUGUUUCUCUUCUUCUCUGACAAUUUUUAUUUUUUAUUUUUUUCCCUUUAGAUGAUAUUGGGGGUCUGGUGUCCAAAGCCUAUGGACAGGAUGACAUAUCGCGGAUUGAAGAGGAUGGAUCCAACAAGGAAGAUGACGACACCAGCCAACAAUCGGUAUGUUCCAUAUGAUCUUUCUGUAUUUGCAUGCUGACUAGGAUUGUUUUACAGGAAGAUUUGGGUUAUUGUAUCUUUUAAUAAAGUAACAAAGUAUCAUAUUCAGCUUUGAAAAUAAAAUUACAGUAGUUACAAUGUGAACAGCGUUUUGCUCAUCUAACUUGCAUUCUAUGUUACCAGAUGAACGAGUUGCUAAGCUUUGCAUAGUUUUGUUGAAUGGGUUGUUGGAGUGAAUAAGAAUUUGCAAACCUCUUCUAAAUACACUGACUUUGUUUCAUUUAAAUAUCCUACUUGGGGAAUCUGUAAUAUUGGGAGAUUGUUUGCUGAUUUAAGUGAUGUGCAUGGGGUUUGGAGCUGUGUUGCAUUUGACUGUUUUUGUCUAGCAAACACAUUAGACACACUGAGCCAAGGAUGCUAUUCCUUAUUACUAAAAUAAAGUACUGUUUUUGUACUACCUAUGAGUGUCUAGCCAUGUUUUUCUAAUUUUACACCGUUGGAGGUGAUGAGUUAAUAACCAGAAGAAGAAAACACUUGUUUUAAUGUUUUUGAUAUUAUGUAUUCUAUUAGUUUAUAAUAUGAAUACUUUUUUGAUGACUUGGCUGUGCGGCAGGAUCAGACCUAUGUAGGUGAUUUGACCUCACAACCACCAGUGUUCUAGUUUCCCUUUUCCCCAGUCUAUUACAGCUCCAAUAAAUCUCUGGCUUCAUGUGUGGGGUGCAGUAAGCCUUUCGUAAACCAUGCAAAUUCUUGUUUUUUAGGAAGAGGAAGAUUCAGAGACUGAGAAUCAGGAGACUGGUGACACAAAGGUAUUUGUGUGGAGGGGAAGCAAAUAUUGUUUGUUUAUUGCAUAUGUUGUUCUGUUAAAAUGAUGUGAAAUUUUAACUUUGAAAAGACAUUUCAUGUACAGUAUCUUAUAUGCCCAAUGUAUAGUUUAUGAUGCAAGCAGGUCCCCUUGCAAUCAGUCCAUGCUGCAGGCCAAAUGACCCCACCUUGUUAAAGCACUUAUUUUAAAAUAUGUAUGAAAAGGAGGCUUCUACACUUCACAAAUAACAACUUGCAGGCUGUGGAUACACAAUGAAAUGCUUAACAUGCAUUGGUAUCAUACUAGAUCCGUCAGCACACAUCAGUUCUUAUGUUCACAGACCCUGCAUAUAAAUACACCCCUGUGUUUUCCACACUUUUUUUUCAGGACAAGUAGAUUGAGCUACUUCACUUUCCCCUGGACAAGUACUUUUUAAAUUUCCACAUAACCGUCUAAAGGAACUGUAUGGGCACCAUAUUAAUUUCAUAACAAUAAAGUUAUUAUGGUGCACAGAGGUCUUUGGCAACUUUCUUACCUGAAAAAAAAAGUUGCUAUCUAGCGUUGGAUCUCCCUGUCCCCAGCAGUAUCCAAUUUCUUCAAAGCAGUUUUUGGAAGUGAGGAGUGCUGUUGACAAUUUAUGAAUGGGGAGCUAGUGUUUGGCUUAGUGAAUCAGCUGACCGCUCUAAGCCAAUCAGCGAUGCCCCUGCCCUGAAGCACUCUGCGCUUCCUGAAACUGCUUUGAAGAAACCUGAUACCACUGUGGACAGGAAGAUCCUGCGUUGGAGACCAAAUUUGGCGUUUAACUUCGGGUUAGAAAAUACCAGGGACCUCUGAGUUCCAUAACAACCAUAUUUUGAUGAAGUUGUUAUGGUGCCCAUACAUUUCCCUUAACUUUAGUGUCAUUAGUAGAAGCAAAACUGAAAAGGCUAUUAUCACCUGAGCGAUUUAACAUUUAUUUUUAUCUCAUUUCUAUCUACUUGGGCAUUGUCUUGCAGUCAAUCAAGGUCUGAUCACAACAGAGUGUGCUUCCACUAGUUGGCAGUGGAUGGCAACAAACUUCACUGACUAAGCUCUUUAGAUGUGAAGUUGAAACGGUAUCGGAAACCUAAUCUCGUCCAAUCAUUUCCAUAUAAAAAUAGAGAUGCUCUGUUAAGUAAUGUGGCAUGAAUGUUCUCUUCCUCCCGAUAUCGUCUGCAUUUUUUUCCUUUUUAAUGGGCUAGUAAUGUUCCAAAAAAUUUGCAGCUGAAUUGCAAUAUUUGCAUAUGAUAAACUGUAUCUGCAAAUUGGCAUUUCUGUAAAUACUACUUGGUUUCAGCUCUUGUCCCAGGAUUUACAUAAUAUAUCCAUGCAUUUACAUUUGAGUCGGUUAUAAGAGAAGCUGAAAUAGUGUGCCAAUUGUAACAAUUAGACUGCUUAUUGUUGCCCUAGGUUUAGUUAAGUGAGACAAAUCCAGGGCAGAAUCUGGGUUGCUUUUUAGCUGUAUCUGUUGCCAGCAGGCAAACCCAAGAGGGGUGGUGGGAUAAAUCAUAUAUGGGUCCCCAGGACCUUCCAAGUAUCUAAACCGUAUUCUAUUCUUCAUAAUUAGAAUAGAACUCUAAACACUGUCACUUGUUGCAUUCCUGUGCUUUAUUUCUUCCCUAUGACCCACUCACACAGUGGUAUAUAAGGGUAAAAUGGAAAAUUAACUUUCCUUAAAAAUCCCCCCCUACUGCUAGGUGAAAAGAAGCUCCCAUGAUAAGUAGAAUGAUCCUUCUUGCACACGUGGAAUGUGAUGCCAUAGACCUCCCGUGUGCCUGCUGAUAGGUCAUUGUAAAGUUAGAGGUGUCGAAAUUUACUAAAAAAUCUGUUUGUCCAACGGACUGAAGAGGUAGCCCAAUCACUUGUCCAUCAUGGAAAUCUAGUUGUCCUGACACGCAAAAUAAUUUCAAUUGGGGCACCUGCAUAGAGACCUGGACUUAGACUGGGUUAUUCGCUAAGUUUCCAAAUAGGAAAACUGAGACAAAAAUUGAUCGAGGAAAAAAUCUCCAACACAGCACUAUACACAACAAUUCAGAAUUAUUUUGUGGAAUUUCAGAAUUUAGUGAAUAACCGUGAGUGUUUCAUCCUUUGUCCCUCUAUAUGUGCUCAUGCUUGUGCGUGUUGGUUGUGUGUAAUGUACGUGCUGUGUUUUUGCCCUCUCCUUUGCAUUUGGGUGGUCCAUCGGGGAUUGCUCCCUGGCAGUACCAGCUCUUACUGAGUCAGUGUGCAGACUCUGUGAAAUUCCAACACAGUCUUUAUGAGCUUUUUAAAAAGAAUUUGUCACUCAACAAAAAAAGAAGCAAAUCAUAAAUAUAUAUAUAAACACUUUUCUUCUCUUUUGGAAUUUGAAAACCUUUUGUAGUGCUAUAGCGUAUAGACAUGUUCACAAAUUCAGUCUUGUUUUCAUCAGACCUUGGGAACCAUUCCCACAUACUUGCUACCUCCCCAACACGUCGUUUGGCUGAAUCCAAACAUGAUUAUGUGGUGAUCAAUCUACAGUAAUUCUAGUAAACCAGAAAACCACAUAAGUAGUGCAAUCAUGCCAUCAUGGGGUUUUAUCUGAACAGAAAUAAUGUUAUAACCCCCCCCUCCCCUCUUUCUGUACAGUACCAGGACUCUUGGAUAUAUGAAAUGAUGAUAUUGUUACUGACACCUGUGGUAUGCCCGCACAUUGAUAAGAUGUCAAGGGCAGUUUCUGGCAUCUGAUCACUUCUGUUUGGUUCCUGGAUUGUUUGGCUCAGUGAAGCUAAACUCAAGUGACCGCAAUUGCUCAGAGCACUUGAGCUGCGCCUGUGAUUGGACAGCCACAGAAAGGAAGGGUUUGCAUAGGAUUUUGACAAUAAGAGAUCUGCUGUUUUUGCAAGUGGUUUUUAUUGCAGUAUAACUACUAAAGAGGGAUUUAUAGAUGUAUAUUAUAUAAAAUUGUAUUUCUUUUUGCAAUGGAGUGUCUCUUUAAAGCACUAAAUGGUGGUGAUUUUAUAAAAGGUUAAGGCACCAUGAAAAAGGAAAAUCCUUUUAUUAAGUAACUGUUUGCGCAAGUUGUUUGGGGGGGGGUUUAUAUUAUGACCUCAAUAUAAAGCUCCAUACCUGUUUGUUUUAUUCAUAGUUCAAUAAGUUGUGAUAGUCCUACGUAGAUUUGUGUGAAAAUUGUAGAAUUUGUUUCCCAUGUUUUUAUUCCAUACCUCGUCAUGUCUUGAAUUGGACCACUAGGUGUCUCUCUUACACAUUGUAUGUUUUAAUUUUGUCAAAUGCCUUUUUCAAAGCGCAGCACACCGGUAAACACAAGUGCACAAACAUUUUAUCUGAGUCUAAAUUCAAAGUAACCAGUCUCACUUUCCAAAUCUCACGCAGUUAAGAUAAGUCUGGCCCUUAUCUCUGCUGUCCAUUUCACCCCUGUAAACAUUUGGUUACUAGGAUGCUUUAACUUUAUUAUAAAACGAGGCAUUGUAGUUACUCUUUAGUAAUAAAAUGUAGCAUUAGACUCUACAUAAAACCUUUUACAAAAUCUUUCAGAAAUAGUGAAGACAAAACAAUUUAAAGGUACAAUUCUUUUUCCUAGCUACUCUUAAGAAAAAAAUAACUUUUUUACACACACCCCCUAUAAAGGCUGUUCCUUGUAUUACUGUGUGGAAAUCACUAAGGCUUAUUAUAACAGCGUUACUUGGUUACAAAUACCCUUUGUUUUCUUGUGUAUGUGAAAGGCUCUUGGAAAUUUUCCUACCAGAGGGAGUGAUCAAAGCUUUGAUUUCCUCUUAUAACCGAGGUCGAAUUAGCCAGCGGGUGUACAAGUUCUUUCUUCUGGGACGUCUGCAAGGGUUGGGCUCGGGAAGUGUAGCUUGCAGGCACACACUUUCUGAUUUUCAGAGCAGGGUACAAAUUCAUGACUUUCUUUAAAGGGACUCAUGGCACACAUUAAAGUCCUCUUAUGUAGUGCUGAAAGCUUACCGUGCUGGUUAAACGAGUAGGAAAUGUCUAAAAAUCUGUAUCUUCAUGUAUCUAUUGAUGCACAUCUGUUGAUGAGCUAAUUAACAUAGGUAAAACUGCAAAGAUGGUUACUGUAAAUAAUGAGUCCCCACAAGUGUAGCCCACAUACAUCCUGUGGGUGCAUGCAUCCAGAAGUAAGCUCUUUACUAAAGCCUAGGACAGGGAUAGGCAACCUUUGGCACGCCAGAUGUUGUGGACUACAUCCCCCAUAAUGCUCUUGCACCCAUAAUGCUGGGAAAGCAUCAUAGGAGGUGUCCAAAACAUCUGGAGUGCCGAAGGUUGCCUGGCCUAGGAUAUGCUGUGACUGUCAAUUCUGCGUUGGGGAAUAUCAGAACCUAUUCAUAGUUGUGAAUAUAACUGUAUUAUGCAGUGUCCAUUCAUUGCUUGCGUGCCAUGGAUAGGGACAUAGCGGAGUAGCUCCAAAAUUCAGACUUUGUUCCGUGUGACUUCUACUUCACAAUAAGAACUACUUUAAAUAAGGUGUAUGGCAGGGUGCCUUGAGUUUUGUACAGUCACUAUCGGUAGAUCCAAGCCUGUUUUUGUUAUUUUGGUGGGGUUUUCGGGGUUUUGCAUGUGUGUAUUUUUUGGGGAGCAGGGUUCUUCUUCUUCUUUGUGUUUACUGCAAGUAUCCAAGAUUUGUGAAUUAUGCAGGGCUCUCCACCAGACAGUUAUUCUCUUAUAGAACUCCUGCACAACGGGGGGGUUUUUGGGGGGGAGGGGGGGUAUACAAGGAUGGAGCUAGUUAUGGAUGCAAUAUUGGCUUUUUCAUUUAAAGCUGUAAUGAGGCAAUCAAAAGGUAGCAGGGACUAUUAUGAUGUAUGCCUAUUCGGCAGGGAUUGAGUUACAAUAUAAGUAAAUAGCAUUAUGAUCUUUGCAAGCUUUUGCUAUAAGAAGCAACCAAAUGUAGACAUGGACGGGCACCUGGCCCAUUUACACAUGUAAGCCAAAUAAAAGGUUUAUGGUUUUUACAGUGUCCCAAUAUGUCCAAUACUGUUUAGAGCACUAUAUGGCACAUGAGCUGCAAUAGACACUGUAUGUGGUCACAAAUAUGCUGAAUGGUUUUAUAGAAAUCUAUAACAUACAUACUGGAUGGUAAACUGCAUUUUAUUUGAAAGAUAGGUGACACGUCACGGUUGGCUGCAUAGUGUUAAAUAUUGUCCCAUUCAGUGGUGUGGACUCAGCCCUUCCGCUACACUCACCUCUGAGAUUGCUCAUUCAAGAAAUCAUUAACCCACGGUGUUGGUUUACAAGUCUGAUUAAUGUACCACACCUUGCAGAAUGCCUCUUCCAGACCCUUUAUACAAGCCAUCUGGUGCAUAUUCACAUCAUAGACAUUGCAAUCUUGGAGAAUAAAUGCUAUUUAAUUAUUUAAGCCAUUCCAAAUCAUAAGUAUUACUACAGAAAUACAAAUUAUGUUAUUUCUUUUGCUGGGAUAGGAAACUAAAACAAUAGAGUGCAGACUGUCAACGUCAAAGCUACAUUGCAGGCUCGAGUUUUAAUACUUUUUUUCUAUAUGAUGAAUUAAAAAAAAAAAAGACAAAGUACAAACUAAAGCAAAAAAGAAAUGAUAUAUUUAGACUUCUCUCAUUGUGCACUGGGGUGUGGACUCAUCCCAUAAUCCUCUAUUCAGCAGGGGUUUAUGGGAUAUGUAAUUAUGUGCCCCUUCCCUCCCCUGCUCAGUGAGCUUACAUGCUAGAGGGACACAAAGGGGUUAACAAGUGUAUUUUAACACACCUAGCUGCGGUUAUUCCACAUUUUGGUUCUGUUGUAUUUUAAAUUGUGGUAAAGUUUGGGAAUCCUUACUUGGGUCACUGCUGCCUGUUUCCGCUUUUUAUUGUAGUGAGCACCUAGCCCUUUUUUUUUGUGUUUUAUUAUUUCACUGGACUAAGACUGAUUGGAACGGAGAAUAAUGCACGGACGUAAAUGGGAAUUUAAGACUACUUGUUCAGGAUGUUGAGAAUCUUCCUUGGCGAUGCUCUGCCUGGCACAUACGUCGGACUUUCCAUUUGGUUUCCAUAGCGAUUGCUUCACUUUAAAAAUAUUGCUCCAUAAUUGCUUUAUGUACAUAUCAUCUUUGCAUAAAUAGGGCACUAAUUUCUGCACAGUUUAUGAUUUACGGGAAUAAUUUCCCUCAAAUUAAAGUGGCCAGCCUGCACUUUAUUUUUUUAACCAUUGCUUUAGUUGCCAUUUCUGGUACAGCUGGGAGAGGUCUGAGCUGAACAAAGUUAUUUGUUUAUAGCGGCUUUGAUUUAAAUUUAAAAAAAUAUAUUUUAAAGAUAGCCUAUGAGAGUCAUGCAGGUCAUGUAUACGAGCACCUGAACCAAACUACAAACAUAAGUGCAGGAGAAAAUGGGAUUAAAGCUACACACGGCCCACGAAAUAAUGUAUCGAGAACCAGAUAUGCUAUUUUUUUGGCAAAUGAGCCCAUACCGGGCAAUGUUAUGUUUUUCAUGCAGGCAUCUGCAUGCUCCUACAUACCAUUCCUUCCCCGCGGCCCUGAAUACCUGCCAUUGCUCAUACAGGCGUGCCUCUACAAACGCAUGCAGACAGGGAGGAGAACAGGAAGUGAAUUGUAUGGAGUAUAUUUUCUAUCACCUUUGGGCAUUGCCCCAUUCUUGGUGUGGUUCUGCGUGAAGCAUUGCUCAUUUCUUGGGUUUACAGGCGUCAUCCAGAACUUGACUAAUGCAAAGUUUCAAAUAUUUGUCACAGACCAAGUACAUCAGAGUAUAACCUGUGUGUUGUGCUAUAAUAAAGCAAUAAAGUAUGCAGUGAAUUUCUUAAGGGAAUGUUCUAUUUUUCAUUUUUUUUUUUCUUGAGUUGUAGGCUUACCUCUCCAAAAUUAUCAAGUUAUUUAACCAGGGGAGGUACAGUUGUCUCUCUCUACGUUUUGCAACUACAUGCUGGAAUCUAUAUUUUUAAUUCUAAAUUAGGUCCACAAAUCUGUACAUUCAAUCAAAAUAGCAAUAACCUCAGCUGUAUCACUAUUCUUGGCAGAUGUUAAAUGGAUACUCUUAUGCACCAGAACAACUUUACCUCAGUGAAGCAGUUUUAGUGUAUAGAUCAUGCUGCUGCAAUCUGACUGUUCAGCUCUCUACCAUUUAUCCACUUUUGUUUGUGUGAGUCACAGCCAGGGCUGCAUAAACAGUCUUUAUGAAGAAAUGUUUUUGCGUUUUUAAAUCUGGUGUGACAGCAUGGUGUGUUUACUUUAGAAGUUAUAUACGGCUCUUUUUUUUAUCUUUAAUCACACACAGGGGGCUACUGCAGGCUAACAGAGCUGGAGAUAAGAAAUUCUACAUUAAACAGAUUGAGCAAUAAAUUUAAACCUUUGGUAUCUAUUUACAGUACAUGUUUUGGGAGAUUAUAGGUCACAUGCAGGGUGGUGUGGCUAGGGCUGAAUAAGCAAAGUGAUUUAACUCAUAAAUGGCAGAUAAUUGAGCAGUGAGACUACAGGGGCAUGAUCUAUACACCAAUACCCCUCCAUUAAGCUACAGUUGGUUAUUUUUUUUUUUUUUUUUUUAAUUCUUUAUUUUUGAAGUGCACAGAAAGGAGCAUAAGCAGAUAAUGACACGAUAUUGAUAGUUAAUGUGACAAAGGAAAUUGCAGGUCCAUAACAGGUCAGUUAUGUUUUAAGGCUUUUAUUGUCCUUUUAAGUUAUCAAUCAUGUUUACAGUUCUUUUACCCAAUCACUGGGCCUAAUACAUUUAGUACAUGCUGUCAUCCAUUAAGGUGUGAACAAAAUCAAACCUUUUAUUUUUACAGCUGCAGUGUUUUGGAAUCUAUUGAGAUGGUGGAGCUCCUCCCUCUUACAUGUAAUCUACCUGCGUGAGGGUCUCCUCAAUGCAAUGCUGCUCUGCUAACCGGGAGCUCUUUAUUACUCCUUUAUGGAUCCCGUUCUUCUCAGUUUAUUGCUUUGUGCUGGGGCAAAAAAGCAAUCCGAAAGUGAAUAGCAGCCACAAGCUAGAUUCUUUAUAGAAGUUCUGAUUUCACUUGAAAUCAUACUUUACUAAUGUGAGAAAGAAGGGGACACUCUCUUGAUAAUCCCUAAAGUACAUCAGCCCGUUGCAGCACAAUAAGGGUUUGGCGUGUGCCUUUAAGUGAUGUUAUCCAUACAUUGAGUUGGUGAAAUCAGUAGAAAAGAUAUCCGUGUAAAAGGACUUUUAAACAUGGACUCAUACUUGUACCAAAGAUACCUGCAGUCUGUAGUUCUGGCUCUUAUCACGGUAACACUGUGCUGUUUUGCACGGGUAAUGACUUGCAUUGAUUUCUUCCUGACCCCAGCCUUCAUAGAGAUUGCAUUGAGAACAUGUUUUGCAUGUGGUCUAAGCUUUCCCUACAUGCUAAGUGUGUGCAGCCCUGUACUAGGCAUGACACGCAUUGUGGGAGUGUCCAGAUAGGGAGCAUAGUUAUACAUUACAUUGCUGAAUGCAUAGAUAUUUUCCACAAACUACAACUUAAAAGGGUUCUCCAGUGCCAGGAAAACAUAUUAGUUUUCCUGGUACUGCAGGACCCUGUAGUGCCACUCUCCCUCCCAUCCCAAGUUGCUGAAGGGGUUAAAAUCCCUUCAGUGACUUACCGGAGUCCCUUGGCGCUGGUCAGGCCCUGCCUACUAUCCCGCCGGCGGGGGAGACCUAAUGCCAUUGCCGCGAACGCGCAUUAGACCUCCCCAUAGGAAAGCAUUACUCAAUGCUUUCCUAUGGGAAUUUCGGUGACGCUGGAAGUCCUCGCAUAUCGUGAGGACGUCCAGCGUCGCUUAAAACACUUUUUGUGUUCUAAGAACAUGGAAUUCCCUCUAGUGGCUGUCUGAUAGCCACUAGAGGAGGACUUAACCCUGCAAGGUAAUUUUUGCAGUUUAUGAAAACUGCAAUAAUUACACUUGCAGAGUUAAGGGUAGUGGGAGUUGGCACCCAGACCACUCCAAUGGGCAGAAGUGGUUUGGGUGCCUGGAGUAUCCCUUUAAUAUAAAAUUGAAAGUAUAUUUUAGUUUGUGUCCUGCUUAUUGAUGGAGUAUACCUAUUGCUUUUUUUUUUUUAGUGUCUGUAUUUUUUUAAAUCUGUAUGGAAGAGCAAAGCAGGGGAUAGUUAGAAACAUGCCACAAAUAAUACAACUACGUGCCAGGAUUGUUUGCUAUCGUAAAACCUAGUGGGGUGUAUACACUUGUAUUUUUGUUUUUAUCGUUGUGCACUGCUUGUGUUGGGACUUUUCACAAAUGUUUCUUUCUUUUCACGGACCUGGUUUGGCACAUGUCUGAACAGAUCCCCUGUCCAGCUUGCAUUCUCGGACAAUAUUUUUCAAAUGCCUCUCCCAUCCUCUUGUUCUAUGUAGUUCUACCCUUUGCUGUGUCUCUGUGCCCUCCAACUCCUGCCCUUCAAAGCUGGGCAGUUUGCCUGCAGAGACAGGAUACAGUCAGGAAGCCUGCAGGUUGUAGAUCACACCAUCCCAAGGGGUAGUGACUGUGUGAAUUUGACCUAUCCCAGCCAUUUGGCACACAAAAGGGUCCAGGGGAUACAGUACAGGUCCUGUCUGUCUGGCUUAUUUACAAUAGAACGUGUCUCAUUAUCCCAGACGGACAUAAAUCAUAUAUAUGGGUAGUUUUGUUCUGUGUUUUUAUUCUUAAAUCACAGUGACAACAAUGUUUGUCCAACAAAACUUCCCAAUCCGCCUAUCGUGGGUAUCUAGCAACCCAAAGUCGUAUUAAUAAAACUCCGUAAAAUAAACGGUUAAUAUAUUUACACAAUGCUCUCCAUUAAACUGGUUUAAAAAUUAUUUUUGUUUGAUAAGAUCUACAACUUGAAAUAAGUAAUUAAAAUACAUUUAACGUUCAUUGCUAAAUCAGCCAGGCUGUCUCAGACAUUGCCUGUAUUGGGAUAUAUAACCACUGUUGAUAUGCCUUGCUUUCAACCAGGAGCAGGCUAGGUUCAGGAUUAUUUUGAGGAAAUUAUUUAUAUAUGGUUUUAGUUCAGUGUGAUACUGAAAUAGAGCUACCUCUAACCUGAUCACUACAAAUAUAUGAAAAGUUUAAAAUCAAAAGUCAUCGUCCAAUUUCCACCAAUCAAUUAAAUUAUAACUAUUUUCUUAUUUGAAUCUCUCAACUAAUGUAUAGCUCCCAGAUUUAUUCUGAUUUCAGCAGUUAUUGGUGUUAGCUGUUAGUUACAGCGUGAUAUGUGCAUUUGAUUGCGAAAAGCGAACAUCUUUUUUUAUUAGUGGUACUCGACAUGGCGCAAAGUCAGUAUUCCUAAUCCCACGGCAUCAGGGAAACCCCAUCAGGCUACUCAGCACUUCACAUUCCCCUGUAUUAUUAUGAGUGAGGAUGCAAACCGUUUUCGUUGUCCACUGCGCAGUACCCCUUCUCCUUUCUGCCAGGUUACUAGGCAACACUGGAACACUUUGUGUGACUGUCAUGAAUAGCCACAGUGUCUGAGAGAACGAAGAAUCUCACAUCUUUAUGUUCUCUCUUCCAACCCCCCCUCACCCCGUAUCCACUUUUUGUUCAGAUUUGUCUUCUAUAGAGUGCAAUGAGAUUAUACAUUGUGCUGGCACUGGGACGGGUGGGGUGUCUUACAGAUGUCCAUGUGAUCCCACAUCUAAUGUGACAAUAUGAUGCUAUUCUUGGCAGCAAAGACAAAAAGUACACACUGUGCUUCCUACAAGAGAAUUCAAAUUUUAUUAAAUUUGAAGGAAUAAGUUUGUUUUUGUUUGUUUUUACACUGUAAUCUAGGUAGUUUAUUUUUUUUUCAUUCGUGGUAUCAUUAAACUUUAUCUGUGAGCCUUUCUGCGGCAGACAUCCAUUGAGAUAGGUUAGUCUUUCAGAUUUGUCAUGGUACGUAUUUGCUUAAAAGAAUACAUAUUUAAUCCUAAGGAGAGUGGUUCGUCAACUCGUACAGAGUUAAUCACUAUAGUGAGAAUUCAAACUGGAUUUCAAAUUUAAAGCCAGAUCAGCCGAACAAAAAGCAUCGAUGACUUUGAGAUUUUCCCCAGUUUGGGUAUUUAUUUUUACCCUUUGAUUUCUCACUUUAUUGAAUCACUCUGUUCAUUUUUCCUAUAGCCGCUAGUGGAAACAAGACCUGUUGAUUGUAAGCUCCUUGGACCGGGCUCUCCUUAUUCCUAGUAUCUGUCAACAUUAUCUUAUCUUUCAUUUACUAUAUCCUCAGUAUGUAUUUAUAAAGCACUACAUAAUUUGUUGGUGCUAUAUAAAUACUACCAAUACAUAAUAUAAUGUACUAUAUUUAAAUCUUCUGAAGUAUAACAAACGUAAAAUAUUCUCGUGAGUCUUGAUAAGCUGUUGCAGGAUCUGAUGCCGACUGUGCCGUGUAAUAAUCAAUACAUCUGGUAGUUAAGGGUUCGGGAUUUACUGUAUUGGAGUAUAAUGUGGGGUUGCGAUUCCCAUGUACUAGUCCACAAGAUCUCAAUGAUGUACAAAAUAUUUAGGGAUGCUGUUCUGUGGAAAAAAUAGUUUUUCAAACCAUUUUCUGCGUAAAGUGUCCUGCAUUUUGUAUUUUGUCAAUAUUCUUUACAUCAUGUUCCAUGUGAAUUGGUAUUAAUAGCCAUAGGGGAAAAACAUAUAUCCAAACCAUUUAACGCACUCAUUCUGGAGACUUUUCUGUGCCCCCUAAACUUCCAGUUGACCUGCAAGGUAAUGCCCUGUCUCCUCUUUUUUUGUUGCAGGAACAAUCUGAGCUUGAAAAGAGAGACCCCCAGGAGCUUGUGGGUGAGUGUGCAGGCUACAUCUGCUUGGUCCCUGUAUGUGUGCGUGCGCAUAGACAAAAAAUGUAAAUGUAUUUAAUUUGCAUGACAGUCGUGCUGAAUCAAGAAAAUGUAUAAAUCACUGUUUUAUGUAAACUAUGCAUUGCUGUUAGAACUUUUUUUUGGGGGGGGGGGGGGGUUAACAUGUUCUAUGCCUUUUAAAUUUCUAUGGCUCGUACUGUCUGUUUCUAUAUAGAAGAACACUGGAUUCACAGUUCCUCCAUCAUGAAUAGUCAGAUAUUUUAUAGUUCAAAAGUACUGCCCGCUAGAAAUGAUGUACUUGCUAUACCUAGAGGUCUUCUUAUUACGGCAAUUACCUUCAGGGCUCACUCACUAAUUCAUUACGUAGGAAUAAACGUGCUGUCUAAUAUACUGCAUCUUAUGACCUGUUGGGGCAGAGUGGAGCUGUAUGUGACGUGUUGCUGUAUUGGGUGGUUGGGACAUGUCUGUAAAUGUGAAUAGACAUGUAAUUAAAUUAAAGGACCACUAUAGUGCCAGGAAAAAACUUGUUUUCCUGGCACUAUAGGGUCAUUAGGCCCCUCCAUCCCGCUAGGCUGAAUGGGUUAAAACCUCUUCAGCCACUUACCUUUCUCCAGCACCGGGCUCCCUCGGCACUGGGGAACUCUCUACCCCCUGCCGACGUCAGAUCCGAAUGUGCAUGCGCGGCAAGAGCCGCGCGCACAUUCAAGCCGCCUAUAGGAAAGCAUUACUCAAUGCUUUCCUAUGGACGUCCAGCGUCUUCUCACUGUGACUUUCACAGUGAGAAUCGCAGAAGCGCCUCUAGUGGCUGGACUGGAUUAACCCCCAGUGAAACAUAGCAGUUUCUCUGAAGCUAUGUUUUCAGCUGCAGGGUUAAAACUAGGUGGACCUGGCACCCAGACCACUUCAUUGAGCCAAAGUGGUCUGGGUGCCUAUAGUGGUCCUUUAAGUAUAUUUGCAAUUGCUGGGUGGAUUGUUUGUCUGCUCUUUAAAUAAUUUUCUAUGGGACUAUUAUAUAAAAUUGUAAAUCUCCUUGUUUAUGUAGCCCUAGCCUCACUUCCCCUGGCUUAGACUUAACAAAGUAUUUCAUUAAAAAAGUAAAUUUUACAGCACAGACAUUGACAUGCAAUGAAUGUCAAAAAAUUUUUUUAUUUUUUUUCAGGAAGUGUGUUGGGAGGUGUGGCUAGGGCUGCGAAAACAAGUGGUUUAACUCCUAAAUGGCAAAGAAUUGAGCAGUGAGACUGCAUGCACAUGAUAUAUACACCAAAACAGCUUUUUUACGCUAAUAUUAUUUUGGUGCUUAAAUUGUCCCUUUAAUUAUAAGAAACAUUUUGUGUAUCAUUGCUUCUAAUGAGCUAGCGUUGUAAUGCAUAAUGAUCUCAGAAAACCUACCUAAUCCAUUGUGCUGAAAAGGGUAUAGAUAGAUAGAAAGAUCAUUAGGUGACUGGAGGUUUUCCAUCCUGUCUGCCCCCGUCGAUUAUCACACGAUGAGGAUAGGUGAUGCAGAAUUUGCACAUCUGUUUUAGGAGUUACUGGUUGUUGCAAAAAGGGCUUGGCUAAUCCUAUAAUAGCAUGAGAGACUUGAUCUUAAUCUUUUCCAAAUGUCAUGCAUAUUGUCGAACGAUGGCAAUCUGUGUCCUUUCCAACCCCAUGCCAGUAACCACACACUCUGCUGUACAGAACACAGUGCUGAGAUUGUAUAGAGCACUGUUCCUUCUCUGGUGUGUUGAGCGCCUUUUACAAAGCCAAAGCAGAAAGCUGUACCCUAGCACUAGUGUUUGCAUGACCUGUGUACAGCAUUGAAGAAUGUCCCUUUUGUGUCUACACUGGAUGUUUCCAUCCUACAAUGCCCGUACUGCUUCAGGCAAAACUAUAUGAUUUAUUAUCGUCUUUAAUAUGUAGAUCUAGCAAAACUGAGCUAAAAUAGUCGUCACAUAACUCUAGCAUUAGCUACUUUGGAGAUUUAGCUGCUAUUCAGAUUCUCAUUCUUUCAAAUUUGUGUAUCCUGUAAAAUGUUAAAUGGCGAAAAUCCGCUUCUUCACUCCAUGGUAUCUCCGCAUUGGAUUAACAGUCGGAAGUGCUCAAUACAGGCAGAGACGUAAAAUUAUUAUUGGGUUGUCACUGGUAACUCCACACUGUUGUACAGAAGGCAAUUGUUAACAGCGUAUUGUGAGGGGGAGUGGGGGGGUUAAAAAGCAAUUUGAGCAGAAUAAGCUCUGGCAUUUCUGUUCCCUAACCCAGUCCCCCCCCCUUUCCACAGUGGAAUUAAUCCGGUGAUUUGGCAGCACUGUAAAUGUCAUGUUUAUCACUAUCCGUUAACUCCUUCCCAGCUGUUUUUGCUGGUGAAUGCUAUAAUUACUUUCCUUCUCUCAAUUCAUUAUAUAACCUUUUUUUUUCCCUGCAGCAUCUUUCUCUGAAAGAGUUCGAAACAUGUCACCAGAUGACAUCAAAAUCCCCCCAGAACCUCCAGGCCGCUGCUCUAACCACCUACAGGUACAUAGCACCUAGACAUUAUCUCGUAUCUAAAAUCUGAGCUGUAUGUAAGCCGGCUUUUCAGACAAGGUUAUUGUGACACACUAUCUUACAUUACGUCAAGGGCCGGACUCCUGCAGUGCCCAAUCUGACGCAUAUUUUAUUUUGGAAACAGCAUUUGACAGUAGAAUUUGGAGGGCCACGCACAGCUGUGUGGAAUGCAGAAUGUAGGUGUGAGAAGCCACACUGAGCACAGAGACAGCCCAUUUCUUUCUUCCACCCCAGAACAGUACGUGAUGCAACAUGUCUAGCACAGACCUGAAUAUGCUUGGGUAGCAGAACAGCUCACUUCCUCACUGCUGUAUACCUGUAUUCUUAAAGCUUCAUCCUCAGGGCUUGCAGGAUCUAAAUCUAUACCCAAACGUCUGCCGAUCUGUAAAUGUACAAAAUUUGUGAAUGCUUCCUGCCAAAGUUACAACCUCACAAAAUGUAAGGCCGAAAUCCGUGACCUGGCAGUUAUUGCUUAAAUCUUCACAAUAGACAGUAAGCUGGUUUAAGUAGAGGCUCCUGCUCCUUUGCAAAGAUCUGCAGAUUAUGUUGGUUCUCUAUAAAUGCUGAUGAGCAGUGUUAAUUUUGGUGGCAAAUUUCAAUUUAGUUUUAAUUAUAGUCUUUUGACUAAAAAGCCAUUUUAGUCAUCUGAAUCGGUGUUGGUUGACUAAAUCUCCAGGAGAUAUGAGUCAGCACAACUAAAAUCUAAUGGGUUUAGUUAAAGCCUCUAUUUGUCUCUUUUGCCCCUUUCCCAGCCCCUCUGUCUCUCUUUGUGAUUCUCCCAAGCCUUGGUCUGUAUCUCUUGCCCCUUCCACAGUCCCUCUGUGCAGUGUUAAUUUUAGGGGCAAAUUUCUAUUUAGUUUUAGUCAGUCUUUUGACUAAAAAGCCAUUUUAGUUUGUUGUAUUUUAGUCAUCUGAAUUGUUUUAGUCGACUAAAAUUGUUAGUUGACAAAAUUAACACUGGUGAUGAGAUGAGUAAUGAUCACAUGCUGAACAUUGCACUCUUAUGGUAAAAUAUAUUCAAAAAGGGAACGUGUUUUUAGUGUCAGAACAAUAUGUGUAUCUUCUCAUCCACCCCCCCAUAACAAAAGCCAGUAUGAUUUAUGUUUUGGUGGCAAGUUAUCCCAGAACUCUCAGCCAAUAAAUGUCAAUCCGAUUGAGUGUGAAUGACAUGGAAGGUAGUGUUAGUGUUUUUGCAAUUGUUUUAAAAGUGAAUCGUGGCACAGCACCUAAAGACUCUUGGCUACAUAACUGUCACGGUGGCUAUGUUGUUUAGUGUUCUCUGUGAAAGUUAGUUGCUACCAGUCAACCACUGGUCACGGGCUCCUGGUGUUCGUCAAGCCCAUGCAUAGGAUACUGAUCUAGCAUGUUGCAAAGAAUAGUAAAAUUAGAUUUUUGCAGCAGGUAGGAAACCAUGUUUGUGUGUGUGUGUGUGUGAUAUAUGUAUGUAUGUAUGUAUGUAUGUAUGUGUGUAUGUGUGUAUGUAAUGUGUAACCGAUUCUCCUUCCCACCCCUUCUUAGGAUAAGAUUCAGAAACUGUAUGAGAGAAAGUUAAAAGAAGGAACUGACAUGAAUCAUAUUAUACAGAAGAAAAAAGAGUUCCGGAACCCCAGGUGAGCAUGCAGUAAUGGGAGAUGAGGCUGGGCUGCAAAUCUCAAGGAUGUUGUUUGUGUGUCUGCCAAAUAUCGCUCACCGCUAAUUGUGUGUUUGCUCCUCUGCAGUAUCUACGAGAAACUCAUCCAGUUUUGUUCCAUUGAUGAGCUAGGCACAAACUAUCCAAAGGUUAGUGUGAGACAGAAAAAAUGCAGCAAGUGCAGGUCAUACCUUUCCACAAGUGUUUUGAAUUUGCCUUCUUUGGACAGAAUUGACGAAGAACGUCCGCUUUUCUUCCAAUGAAUUCUGUCCAAAUUUGGACAAAAAAGAUAUUGCAAAACUGAAAGGGAAACUUUUUUGCUUUAGUAAUGCCUGUGAAGAGGGGCCAAACGGUGGAUGCCCAAGUGCCCCAGGCAAGUGAUGAACUAUUCGAAAGCAGUUUGACUCUUAACAGUAAGGAUGGUGCCAAUAAACUCCGGGCACCAUAACCACUAUAACACAUUAAUUUUAUUCAAAAGUGCUACAAGCAAUUAAUGGAAAGUGUAGUUAUCCAUGAUGAUUACCAAACCUUUCAAGUAAUAGUCAUAAAAACAUCACAAGUAAUGCAAAACUCAGCUUAAACACCCACUUAGAAUUCAUAAGGUUAGUAGAGCAGUCAGAUCAGUAGCUUAUUGAAAGCUCUCUCAGCUUUGUAACGAAUAAUAAUUCCGGUCCCUGUUUUGUAGUUUCUAGGCCAAGAACUUAAAGCGCUUAUUAUCAUGGAAAUGCCAUGAAAGGAAAGCAAGUAAUAUCAACAGGAUCACAGGUUAUUCUAAGAUGUAUUACAGUAUCAUCAUGACGAUGAGUCAUGAGACUCUCCAUGGUAAAAGGGACACUCCUGGAGUCUGUACUACAUUAAUGCAUUUGAUAGGUUUUGGCCCCAUUAAUAUGCUGUAUUUUUUUUUUCAAUGCUCAAGUCUUUAUAGAUUUUGCAUAUAAUACAUUUUGCGGAAUGCUGCGCCUUAAGCGAACUUUCCUCUUUAGCCACACACCCGCACUCUAGAAAAAACACUUCCUUACUCCAUAAAAAGACUUCCAUACCUUAACCCCUUAAGGACCAAACUUCUGGAAUAAAAGGGAAUCAUGACAUGUCACACGUCAUGUGUCCUUAAGGGGUUAAAGGUAUGCGCGCAGCUCAGCCACUGACGGUACUGAACAACAAAACAAUCUACAUUAGGAGAGGACCCAGUGAGACCUGUAGUAAGAAUAUCAUUUGUAGUUUCUCUAAAUAACUGCAACCUAGUUGUGAAUUAAAAGCUGUUUACAAAGUGCGGCUGGGACUGAGACUGUGUGCAUAUUUUUGAUAAGGAAGUUUUUCUGGCAUGAGGGGUGUGGGUGCUAUAGGCACCCAAACCACUUCAUCUCAUUGAAGUGGUCUGCAUGCAGUGUCCCUGUUCCUUUUUUAUUUUUCUUUAGAGAAAAUGCAAUGUUUACAGUGCACUGUUAAGACUGUAGGUGCUUUCUGCUGUUUCACGGAGUUUAACUCACGUUUUGCAUGAGGACGUGCAGUGUCUUAAAAGCAUUGAUUCAUUGCUUUCCUAUGGUUAAGGUCUUACUUACUUUACUGAAUUUUAUUACUGGACAGAGUUUUACAUUUUUUUUAAAGAAAAUGCAAUCUAGAUGUAAUGUUGAGGAAUAUGCCAUUUAGAGGAAGUGCCAUAAGCUUUAUGUAUAACAUAAUGUCACUACAUAUAUUUCUACUACUAAAAAGGAGUUUUGAUUCUGAUUUCCAUAAUUAACAAUCCUCUCUUCUUUUCUUAGGAUAUGUUUGACCCUCAUGGAUGGUCAGAAGAUUCUUACUAUGAGAGCCUUGGUAAGUGUAUGUUGCAUGUUUCAUUGCGUUUUCCUCUGCUAUUUGUUUUCCUGUUACCUUGCGAUGGUUAUUUCUGGUUUACAGUGAACCUGUCUCGGAACGGUUUGUAUACGGUGGGGAAGAAAAUAUAUAUUUAUUUGUACUAUUUAAGGUAUAGAAAAGCAAAGUUCUCUUUCAAUCAAAGGUUUGCUACAGCUAAUUACGCAGAUUUGUUCCCUACGCUAGCCACCUCCCACACCACAUAUGAUGACCUAUAAAGUCUAUCCUCAAUGCCACUUUAUAUGGAUCCACCUAAUUAUUUGCAUAUGUUACAUUGAUAUUUACAAAAGUGCAAUGAGAAUACCUUUCCACUGCUGCAAAUUUCAACGCUUUCAUCCUCUUCCAGUGAAGUCCAUUUUGGCCGGAAAUCUCACUGACUUUCUGCUCCCUUCUUUUUGAGGAGGAAAACAAAAAUACUGGUGCUUAAGUGCUUCUCACAUGCCCAAUAUAGCUGCUGUUGACAACGAAAGUCAGUGGUGUGUGUGUGUGUGCUUGGCAUGAGCAGGUUUCUUCCUAAAUAUUCUUUAAAAGAAAAUGCUGGGUGUGCAUUUUAAAUGUGUACAUAUGUUUGGAAAAGUUUGGUAUGCUUCUAAUUUGAAAAAUAAUGCGUGGUUAUUUAGCUCAGAAUUGUUUUAUUUUUAUUUAUUUUAUUGCAAAGACAAUCAUAGGUAGAAAUUGUACAGAUCGCAUAUUUUGAGCUUUCAUGGUUGUGGAGUCAAUUAAAGGAGACAUUCUACUUUCACGUAGUCUACAUUGCAUUAUUCUGUUUUGUUUUUUUGUUUGUAGCUAAAGCCCAGAAGAUUGAAAUGGACAAACUGGAGAAAGCAAAAAAAGAAAGAACAAAGGUUAGUCAUUAUUAACACGUGAUAGUCAGGGAAAGUUGGUUGUGGUGUGCCGAAACAAACGUCAGAGUGGGCCUGUAAAUAAGAGGGCAAAGAGAAGUUCGGAAAAACACACUUUAUUGCAUUUAUUACAUAACUAAAUUCCUGAAGGCUUAGCAGAGCUCUCUUUCCGGUCGUGGAAUGUACGUAUUGUAUAUGGAGGAUUUCCAACGACCCAGUUUCUUGAUGAUGUGGACCGGGGGGGUUUGUACUAGAGGCUGAUUAAGCGGCUCCUAUGCGGAAGGAGUGCCUGGAUAACGAAGAAUAUAUAUAUAUCAUAUCUACUUUUAUCCUCUCCUGCCUCCCCCCGUCCCCUUUCACCACCUUAUUUGAAGCAGAUCAUCCUACACAUAUCAAAUAUGUUCCUGUCCUCACUUGUUUCUCAUGCACUCUAUUAGUUCCUACAAAGUCAUCUUUUUUGCCGAACCACUUUUAGUGGAUGCUACACACAAAGUUCUAGGGUCCUUUCUUUUCACAUUCCAUCGCGCUCAUCUUUCAAAAACCAAAUUAUUUGGAGAUGACAUUUAUAUAAUUUCCCUUGUUCACACUUGACAUCUCUGGUCUCUCUGAAACCACAGUCUUGUGGUGCCCCCAGUUCCUAAAAUAAAUCAAGCCAAAACCAAAGAGUUUCUCUCCAGCAUAGUGUGACAAUAUUUUAUCAUAGCUUAUCUUCACUGCACUUUUAUGAGGAAUAUAUAUAUAUAUAUAUAUAUAUAUAUAUAUAUAUAUAUAUAUAUAUAUAUAUAUAUAUAUAUAUAUAUAUAUAUAUAUAUAUUCCUCAUAAAAGUGCAGUGAAGAUAAGCUAUGAUAAAAUAUUGUCACACUAAUGCUUAUCCCAGACACACACAGUGGAAGAGUAACUAAAAGAACAGCAACGUUACGGACUUGAAUUAUGGGAUUAUGCUCAGACAGACACAAAAAUCAGGCCUAAUGUUUUAAACUGCAAUAUAAGAAAAGUACAACUGAAAUGAAUCAAAUCAACCAUAAAUUUAGUAGGAAACAAGCAAGUGUUCCCAGUUGUUUAUAUUUUAUUUAUUUAAUUCAAUUUUUUUUACCUCUACUAUUACAACUUUUAUAUAUUGGGGAGUCCCAAUGCAGAUAUCAGAUUAAUUUUGCAAUUUUUUUUUUUUAUUUUAUUUUUUUUUUUUAUACAUCUCUAGAGCUUCAAUUUGUAGAUAUGAAAUAUUCUAGAGAACAUCAUUGAUAUCAUUUAUAUAAUGCUAUAGCAACCUAUUUUAAAUACCUUAUUUUUUUCAGCUUGACAAAAGUGGCAUGAGCCAUAGAAAGCGAUUUCGGCUUGCGCAGAAGCCUGUUGGUCCACAUUAUAAUUGUACAUAUUUAUACAUAUUCAUACAGGUGUCAUUGCAGAGCAAAUCCAACAAUCUUCGUGGCGAUGGGCUCGUUUGGCCACUUGUCAAGGGAUUUUUUAUUUAUAUAAUAAAACUUGAUUUUUAACUGAAGCACUUGACAUGUUCACAAUACCUGGUGAGCAGUACUGUAGAUAAGCCAUUCCAACCUUUUUAAACCAAAAUCCUGUUCACAUUUCCAUUAUUGUUGUUAGCCAUAAGAAAUCCAUGUUUGUCAAGUUACAUUCAUUUGUCUGUUUGUUUAAGUAUAACAAUAACUAAAAAGUCUAUAAAAUACUUAUGUAACCUGAGCUGACGGGUCAAUACACCCCCACCCCAGCCGCACUCUCGUCCCCGUCCCCAGUAACCCCACCACUUCGACAAGGUACUAGAUUACACGUCAACACAGGUUUAAGAACCGAUAGCCAGUAUUGUCUAACUUAUAAUGCUUGCCAAUGUACUACAAUACAUCAAUAUGUACCCUGCGUUGGUACAAACCUGACUGACUGGAACUGUCGUACCCCCCCUCACCCCCCCCUUAUUAUCUUCUGUACCCCUUCCCUUGAUUACCGAUACAAACACAAAACCGAUAAAUAAAGAAUGAUAAAAAAAAAUACUUAUGUAACCAUCUACCAUAACUUUGCGUAUGGUGGAUUCUGUAGCAUACUAUUUCUCCGUUAGUGGUAGGGUGGAAGAAAGAGUUGAAAGUAGGAAAGAGAGAGUAGAGAGGGUUUCUCAUCAGGUUAGGGGGCGCCGGUUACCAAGCGUUUGGUGUUACGCUGUCUCUCGUGACAGAGGCCUUGUUAGUAACCUAUUUUAAAGGCCGGUACAAUGAGUGUAAUUUUUUUUUAUUUUUAUUUUUUACCAUUUAUAGAUUGAGUUUGUAACUGGCACUAAGAAGGGUACAACCACAAGUGCACCUACUGGAACCACCAGCACCACUACAACUGCCACUGCUGGUAAGAUUAUUCAUCUUGGGUUGUUGUGGUUAUGGGGCAUAGAUCAAGGAAAGUUAUUGGUUAAACCGAUCCGCUAAUAACCAGUUUCAUUUUAUUUUUCAUUCCAUCCAGAUGCACAGAAAAGAAAGAGCAAGUGGGACUCUGCUAUUCCAAUAACCACCAUUUCGCAGCCCACAAUCCUUACCACCACUGCUACACUGCCAUCUGUCGUUACAGUAACCACCAGUGCUAGUGGCUCAAAAACUACAGUCAUCUCUGCUGUGGGUACAAUUGUGAAAAAGGCCAAGCAGUAAAAGAGAAGGUGGCCGACCGACUGAACAUUUGACAAUAAAAAUGACUCUGUACAGCCUGGAACUCUUAUUCUAUACAUGUGUUGAGGAGAUGCCAGGACUAUCGAUGAGCGCUUUAUUACAAUUUAUGAUCGGACAAUGAUCAAAGGGAAACUGAUCCCCCUAUCCUGUUUUUGGAUGCUGGAAUUGUUUUCUGGACAUUUCAUAGUGGGUUGGAAGUCUUUUGAUGGUUUAUAAACAGCGGGUUUCCUGUCUACAAAUUUUAUUUCUUUUAAUUCUUCAUUAAAUUAAUUUUUUUGUAUAUUCAUGGCUUCCAGCUCCUGAAGUUCAACAUCAUAUCUUGCAAUGUACGAUACAACUCAGGAUAAGCAUAGGAAAAAAGUAAAAAAAAAAAAAAAAAUAUCCUCUCUGCUUUCUGUUGUCCUUAAACUGAGGCGGUCUGUUUAUUUUAUCUUUUCUUUUAUAACAGGGUGCUUUAUUACACAUGAACAAAAAAAAAAAUCAUCAUCAUCCGGUAGAAUUAGACUAUAUCACUAUUGGCUAAUAAGGAAAUUACAAAUAGAUGUCAAGAUGCUGGCUUUAUUUUAAGAGUUGAAGUAAUUAAAAGGUAUGCCCUUCAUGAGCUGUUGGUGAGUUGCAGAGAUCGUGAAGGAAGUUGCUGAUUUGAAAUAAAUGUUUGUUCCAUGAGCUGGGCAAGAAGAAGAGGUGUGUGUGUGGUAAUGGGAAGGGAUAACAUAAUGGAGAGAAACUCUUUGGUUUUGGCUUGAUUUAUUUUAGGAACUGGGGGCACCACAAGACUGUGGUUUCAGAGAGACCAGAGAUGUCAAGUGUGAACAAGGGAAAUUAUAUAAAUGUCAUCUCCAAAUAAUUUGGUUUUUGAAAGAUGAGCGCGAUGGAAUGUGAAAAGAAAGGACCCUAGAACUUUGUGUGUAGCAUCCACUAAAAGUGGUUCGGCAAAAAAGAUGACUUUGUAGGAACUAAUAGAGUGCAUGAGAAACAAGUGAGGACAGGAACAUAUUUGAUAUGUGUAGGAUGAUCUGCUUCAAAUAAGGUGGUGAAAGGGGACGGGGGGAGGCAGGAGAGGAUAAAAGUAGAUAUCUGAUUAUGAACUCUGAAUUUGGAAAAUUAGGUAAAAGAGAGUGUUGGGUUGGAUGUUAGAUUUGAGAGAUCUUGCAAAUUAUGUGUUUUUUUUGUUUUUUUUGUUUUUUUUUUAAGAUGUUGAUACCUGCACCAUUGAGUAAAGUUAGUCACCAAAGAAAAAACACAAAUUUUGACAGGGAUCUGAGAUGAAAGGAAUGUAGGAAGAUCCAAAUUAUCCAAAUUAUGUAUUAUUCCUAUUUGGAGGCACAGGAGAAGUGCAUGUUUUGCACUGCUGCAAAAGCUAUAAAACGUCCCUAUAUGUGCUUUUCAUUUGGGGGCUGCUAUUUUGAAUUCUGACGUCUACUAAUGUAAACUUUGAAUACUACUGCCAUGUGCAUUUUACACAUUCAGUGGUAUUAUUGUGAAGUAUAAAAAUAUUAUGUGCAAUUGACCAUCUUGAACUUACAAUGUAGUUAUUGAUUUAUAAAUAUUCAGUAUUAUGUUAUUUUUGUGCAAAUUAUGAUCUACAUUCUACACCAGGGGGUCCAAACCCAGUCCUCAAGUACCCCCUACCAGUCCCGGAUUAAGGGAUUACCCUGUUGUGUCUAAAGGUUUUUUUGGGUUUUUUUUUUCCACAAACACCUUAGACACAAUUAAGUAAUCCUUAAAUCCUGGACUGUUAGUGGGUACUUGAGGACUGGAUUGGGAACCACUGUUCUACACCAAUAAUACUCUGUGGCUUUCUUAUCUUACCAAAGUUUGUGUUCUUUGGGUCCCUCUUUAAUAUCCUUUUUUUUUUAUCUGUAGGGCAAUGUUACAUAAUACUACAAUGUAAUUUUGUAGUGAUUUGUCACUUGUAUGCUCACUAUCCUGCUACCAUGCUCUCUUUUAAUGAUAGUUUAUAUAGACAUUACCACUAUAUAUUGCUUUGAACUAUAUUACCAGCUUGAUAGGGGGUAGAGCACCCCAUAUCCUGGCACAGAUUGUAUUACCCACUCUUUUGAUGUCCCACCCUCCAAAUUUAAGUUUUAAAUUAAAGACAAUCCAUGCUUUGGUUGUGAGGGCACCCAUCUGUAACUUUUUAUUUAUUUUUAUUUUGUUUAAUGCAACCUGCACCACGUCAUUUAUUUUGGUCUCACAGACUUUUUUUUUUUAUUGGUUUACUUAAUUGGGCUUAACUGGAAUACUGGGCACCACUUGGCCAAUAUUUAUAUAAACAUUAUAACCUGUAGUGGUUAUUGUUCUUAGAGUGCCCCUUUAAUAAAGUCUAUACAUUAUAAUUUUAUUACGUUUAUUUAAAACCUUUUGGUCAAUGUUUAAGAUCAUUUCAGCCCAUCUAUCAUAGAUAACUUAAUUCCUGAAGCAUUCUUGGCUUAAAAAGAUAAAUCCUAUCUGAACCAUGAAUUUUAUAGCAUAUUUGCAAUAAUUUAGACAACUGUACCCUUAUCCCUCCUCACUCUUAUCCCCCCCCCAUCCCCCCCAGUUUGUGCUUGCUUGUUAAUCUGCCGCAAAGUUAUCCCAUGUCUGUCUGUAAUGAGUAUGUUGCACCGGUCAAUAUAAAUUUAAAUUCUAUAGUCCAGAAGAACAUCACAGGCCAAUGUCUUUCUCUGGAAACCUGAACCUGCCAAGUAAAUAUCCACUGUGCAGAAAAAGUGUCUCUGCUGCAUAUGAUAAUAUACUCACAAGGUACAAAGUGAUAUUAAUUAAACAAAUAAAGUGCAAAUUCAGUGGUGUGAAAAGGUACGUUACCUUAAGUAUCAGCAUAAACGUCAGGAAAUAAAAUAGUGUUGACUGUUAUCAUCUAUCAAUGGCAGCAUUACAAAUGUGUAAUAACUCUGUAACUAAAAAAGGAAGGGACCAGAUGAAGAAAAAUAAAACCGAAAAAACUGCAGACAAAUCUAAUUUAAGGAAGAACACAGAUGAAAAUUUCUCUGCCAAACAACUGAGAAGAGGCAAUACGAACUUCGAUCUGAUAAUACCUGAUAAAUGUAUUGGCAGAAUCCCAAAUAUGUGCAGAUACCAUCUUCCAAAAGACACACAUCAGCUGCACAUGAUGAAGAGCCCUGGUGGAAUGAGCUUUCAGUUUAAAAGCUACUGAAUCCUUCUUGGCCUGGUAGGUACGGAGUAUAGCCUCCACAAUCCAUCUGCUGAUAGUAGAGGUGGUAGUAGAUUGUCCAUUACAAAAUCUUCCAGGAGAGACAAACGAUUUAAAACACCACCUCCAUUUAACCUUCCAUUGAUUUUCAGUAAACGGAUAUCUGGCCAAUUCAAGUGACGAUCAACAUUCUACCUCCUUAGAGGACAGAGCCAUAAAGAAACUGGGGAGAACAAUCUCUUCUUUCAAAUCAAUCUGACGUGGCCUUCUGAUGGAACUGAGUCAGAACAUAAGACCACACGAUCAGCAUGAAAACACAUACAAGAUUCCUCGUUAGAUAAAGUUGCUCAUUCAGACACACCUCUGGCUGAGGUUAAGGCAACAAGUAGCAGAGUCUUCAAAGUCAAAAGAUGUAGUGACAAGUCUUCCAAAGGCUUAAAGGGGCUGGAGGUCUGAAUCUGCAGAACUAGUGCAAGAUUCCAUGGAGGAGAGAAGGAAUAAACUGGUGAUAUAAUUUGAAACCCUGCCCUAGAGAAAUUGAAUAUCCUUGGCUCCUGGAUUCAAUGCGUACUUGUCAGAGCAGAGGGGGUUGACACCUUAAGUCUCAAUCUGCUAAAGCGGGAGAAAUUUAAAAACCUACUUCGGAGAGGACAUUAAGCAAGGAAUCUGUACUCCACACAAACCUUCCAAAUUGGUAAUAGAAUCUUUAUGAACCUUAAAAGGCCCAAUACGGUUAAAGAGCUCUGCUUAAAUGCCAAGCUGUUAAUCUGAACUGGUAAGGGUCUGGGUGGAGAAUUAGACCAUAAAAGAGGGGGGGCGUGGCUUGGACGUCGGCCGGGAUGGCAGCUUGAACUGAACGCUCCGCUCCACCGGCACCCAGAAAGCCCUAUUAAUUUGCUUUAAUUAGCUCUGAUGGGACGGAACCGACGCGGGGAACCGACUGGAACCCCCAGGGGUUCUCAAUCGAACCAGCAAGGUCCAAUGGAUGGAUUCCUGCACAGCCCCGCAGACACACGCGGUGAGGCCUCGGGAUCCAAGAUGGCGCCCAAUCCCUCCACACCCGCAGCUGCCGAAACCCCCCAGGCUUCUACUUUGGAUGGCAUCGGAGAUGAACUCCGCACCAUAGCAGCCUCCAUGGCCACGAAAGCUGACCUCCUAGUACUCACAACAACCAUACAAGACGCCCUCCGGGCCGAAAUGGCUGGAAUCCGGUCGGAGGUUACUGCGCAGGGGCUCCGAGUACAGGAACUGGAACGCUCCCACGAGACCCACAGCACCAGGUUAGCAUCCACUGACACGGCACUAGCCAGGCAAGGGGAUAUGCUCCUGCAGCUCAGACGCAAUGUAGAAGAUCUGGAUAACCGGGGGCGCCGCUGCAACAUUAGAGUGCGCGGCAUACCGGAGGUGGAGGGCGAGGAGGACAUUGAAAGCACACUAACGGCCCUCUUCCACCUUAUUUUGUCCGAUGAUAACCCGCUGGACAUUCGAUACGACAGGGCGCACAGAGCACUGAGGCCACGCUCGCUGGAGGACGGCCCCCGAGAUAUCAUCUGCUGCCUGCAUUCCUUUAGUACAAAGAAUAACAUAAUGAAGGCAGCGAGAGACCGACCCACAUGGGAGUUCCGAGGGGCACACAUAACACUAUUUAAUGACCUGUCACCGGUAACCUUGGAAGCCAGGAGGGCCCUGAGACCCAUUACCUCGCUCCUCAGGGAACACAAGAUACAGUACAAAUGGGGCUUCCCAUUUGCCCUCUCCGCACGUCACCAGAACGGCUGGGCCUCGAUCCGCUGGCCAGAGGAAGUCCCCAGAUUUCUGGAGGACAUGGGACUGCCACCGGUACCGGUCCAAGACUGGAUCCUGGGACCGCUAGAUGCAGGUCAGAGACCCCAACGGGCACCCCGUCGCCGCAGAGGAAGAUCACCGCAGGGACCCCAGCCUCACCGCCGGGACAUGUAAAUAUAGCAACCGUCGCUCUGAGGUGUCAACCCGCCAGGAAGGAUCUGCCUCCCCCCCCCUCGGACGACACCAUGACAUUGGCCCGGCAACACUAAUACUCUUGGGCUCACUAGACUUUCUGACAUCUGGCCGUUUACACCACCCUUAACUAUCAUGACCACAAAUGUUAGGAGACUACCGCAUGGAUCCCGAGAGGGUCACGCUCCUAUCUGCACCAUGGGCCCAUUUUCUCCAGGUAUGAAUACUGGCCCGACACACCCGCACCGGACAUCAUACACUAGCUGACGGUGUCCCCCCGACACAGUCCCUCCCUCCCUGGCGGAACGUUAUGCCUCAACACCGAUUCACCUACCACUUGAGCUACUACCCCCCCCCUCCCCCUCCGGUGACGCUGCGGGGAAACCCUGGCCAAUUCAUUGGGUGGUGGGAACUUGGGGGGGUGAGGGAUUUAAGUAUAUGACCUUGGGUGUCCUCCCACCUCUACUGCAACCCUUGUGGACAACGCACACUGUAACUUGAACGGACUUGAUCGGGUCACCUCGCUGGAACAUUGGAUACCGGGACUCUCACCAACCUGAUAAGUAACCUCCAUUGAUAUAUGACGUCAUGAUCACCUGAUAGGUUGUUAGCACAAUAUAUUAUACAUACGCAUUUGCUUGUUAUGUUGUGGGACAUCCUGGGACGGUAAAUAGGGAGCUUGUGGGACUGCAGUGGUGAUGGUGCAAGGGGUGGGUGGGUUGUCAGAGGCACGGAACAUGAUCGGGACAGACGUGAGAAUAGGGAUGGGGACUAGAGACGACACUUCCCCUGACACAAUCAGCCACGACCUGUAUGUUACUUAAAUGAACACCCCCACAAAAAAGGGGGAGGAAGGCGAGGAAAGAUUGUUCGCACUCACAGUUACCAUAGGGAGGUUCCCAUAACCGAGAGAUCCAUGGGAUGCAGACAGAGACCCACCCAUGUCCAGACCGGGCCAUAUUGAGCUGACAAGGGGCGUGGAGACCAAUAAUAUAAUGUAUUGACUGGGCAUACCUAGACCUUUACUUUAGCUUUAUGAUCCCUAACGGUCAACAUCAGGGUAUGUACGCUCCAUGGGGGCGACGCCAGGAUAUGAGGUGGAUCCACCUUUGGGGGACACACGAAGGGAUAGCGAAAAUUGCUUUAAAAAAAAAAAAAAAAAAAAAUGUGUUUACUGUUAUUAAUGUUUAGGAAUUAGCCCAUGGUUUGUUAUUUGGCUGUUUUCCAAACUGUUUGCUGCUUCACUUAUUUACGUCCCACCUGACCAUACACACUUGGGCUGGGACCCGGUUGGAGCGGGACACUUCCUUAUACUGUCCCUCUCCUGGCUUAGACUACGACCACGACUCUACACAUUCACUUGCAUGACUUUCUCGGCGGAGCCACAGGCCUGUCCACAUACCGAUCUGAAGAUCGGGGCAGUUUCUGGUCACUCCGACUGAGACGCAGGUGAACCUCCCUCGGAGGAGAAUUCGGGGUGAUCACCUCCCUCACCCCGCUGGGAACAACCCCAAGGGGGUGGCCCUUACGACCCACACCCCAUUUUAACUUUAACUUAACGCACCAUUUGCAACUUCAGCUAUCUACCCUAACCCCACUCACGAACACACACAUACACCGAACCACACGCACACUCCCUCCGACAACCGCGGUACACGUUCAGGCUUGACGCAGAUUUGGUGAGGCGACACCCACGUAGAUAACCGAUCACAGUCAGAACUGACAGGACACCCCGAUAUAUAUAUAUAUACGUACGCAACCCUACAUAAUCACCGCUUGAAUUAUUCGGGAGAACACCCCUGAUAGAGAGUUGACCCAUAGGGCCUACACGGUAGGUCUGACCCACAUCUCCACACGGGCGCACCCCUCGCUGCCUCGCGCGAAUAGUUGCGACCCAUGGCAUACGAUCGCGCCCCUCUGUCCGUCAUAACCCUUAACUGCAGAGGCUUAAAUUAUCCGGAACGCCGCUCACACUUACUAAGGGGCCUCCACAACAGACACAUAAAAAUAGCAAUGCUUCAAGAGACUCAUUUUAAAGAAGGGGCUGCCCCCAAACUCAGAAACGCUCGCUUCCCGCUGAGUUAUUGCAAUAACCACCCGACCGCCCGUCGAGCGGGAGUAGCUAUUUUGAUUGCUGCAGACCUUGGUUUCCGCGAAAUAGACUAACCGAUGAUCAAGGCCGCUUUCUCUUUCUAAAAGGAUUAAUAGCGGACAGGAUAUAUACCCUAGUGACUGUGUACGUCCCCAAUUCGAACCAAGCACAAUUCCUACGAGGAAUGGUGAAUAAACUAAAGGGAUUUUCGGAGGGAGCUCUGAUCGUUGGAGGAGACUUCAACGCCCCACUGGACCCCCUCUUAGACUCCUCCACGGGCCACAGCUGCAUCUCACAACCCCGCAUUAGAUCUAUUCGCAAAGCAUUGGGGGAACUGUCGCUGGUGGACUGCUGGAGGGCACUUCACCCAACGGACAAGGACUUCACACAUUACUCGGUAUUACACAACCGUUACUCUCGAAUAGACUAUGUGUUCAUUAAGCAAGGAGGAUUAUCCCGCCUACGAACGGCGACCAUUGAACCUUCCACUUGGUCUGAUCACGGACCAGUUCGAAUUGAGCUGGAGUCCCCACUAUUUAAGCCAACAACAUGGUCAUGGCGAUUGAACGAAUCCCUGCUCCAAGACCCAACAGUGAAAGAAGAGAUCUCUCAGGCAAUGGAAACAUACUUUGCGGAAAACAAUACGGAAGGGAUGACACCAAUAACGAUAUGGGAAGCGCACAAGAGUGUACUGCGCGGCAUUAUUAUUAACCUCGCAACCCGCAAAAGAAAAGAAGCAACUCGCGCGAUGGCGGACCUAUAUGACACCAUCAAAAAGCUGGAACUUCAACACAAAAGGUCGCAACUGAAUGAAACAUACAGUGCAUUGAUGGAAGCUAGACGUAACCUGACGGCCCUCAUCGCGAAAAGGUAUCAUCGUUCGCUCCAACGCUCAAAAAACUUCUUUUACACACAUGCCAACAAAGGCGGGAAAUUCCUCGCUCGCCUCUUGAAAGGGGAUACACCACGCACGCAAGUGCAAAAACUACACCUAUCUUCGGGUAAAGUAUCCCUACACCCAGAAGAAAUAGCGGAGGAAUUUCGAACUUACUAUCGCUCCCUAUACAACCUUCCUCACCCAGAGGCCCUGAUACGAGAGAGGGAUGUAUCACCUAACAUUCGAAUGUAUCUCCAGGAUACCAUAAGGAAUCAUAUAGACCCGGCAGCAGCAUCUGUACUCGACGAACCGAUUGCCACGGAAGAUUUAGCAGCGGCUUUAAAAAACACGAAGACAGGACGCGCCCCAGGACCGGACGGAUUCUCCACGGGAUACUAUAAAAUGUUCGCCACGACAUUGCUACCAUGGUUGACAAAGGCCGUUAACGCAGUGUCGGACGGAGGACACUUUAGUGGGGAAUCCCUGACAGCAACCAUAACAGUCUUGCUCAAACCCGGGAAAGACCCAGAACAAUGCUGCAGCUAUCGCCCGAUCUCUCUGCUGAAUGUGGACACGAAGCUACUAACAAAGGUGUUGGCGACCAGACUCCAACGGAUCUUACCGACCCUUGUUCAUGCUGACCAAACGGGAUUUGUCCCAGGCAGGGAGGCCCGGGACAGUACACUUCGCCUAUUUUCAAUACAACACCAUGCACGGAAAUAUCAGAAACGCCUUCUGUUGUUGUCCACAGAUGCAGAGAAAGCAUUCGACCGGGUCAACUGGAAAUACAUGUUCCGAACACUACGGUGGAUGGGCUUCGGGCAGAGAGUUAUGGCUUGGAUUACAGCUCUGUAUAGCACACCGAAAGCAGCAGUCCGCGUUAAUGGGGGGCUUACUACAAGCUUUGGAAUUGCAAAUGGGACCAGACAGGGAUGUCCCCUGUCCCCACUCCUAUUUGCACUCUCCCUAGAGCCGCUCCUACAAGCUAUACGAGACAACCACGACAUCCGGGGCUACCUGUGGCAAGAUGAAGAACACAAGGUGGCCGCGUAUGCGGAUGAUCUUCUAUUUUUUGUUUCCCAGCCCCGAACCACACUGCCAUGUUUACUAUCCGAGAUAGACAGGUUUGGUCGACUAUCAGGGUUUAAACUCAACUUGGCGAAAUGUGAAACAUUGAACGUCACCAUACCCUCGGAGGAAUAUAACACCCUUAGCCUAAUUUUUCCGUUUCGUUGGUGUACAGGGGCUAUGAAAUAUCUCGGCAUCUGGAUCCCCACGAAUCCCCAAGACAUCUACCAACGUAACUUCGAGACAUUAUUACGAACCAUUGAAACAGACUUGGCACGGUGGUCCUACCCACACAUCACCUGGCACGGCCGUAUUGCGGUCCUUAAAAUGAAUAUCCUCCCUAGGGUCCUCUACCUGUUUCAGACCAUACCAACAGCCUUACCGACCUCAUUCUUUUCGACACUGAAAUCAGCAGUCAUAAAAUAUGUCUGGAGGGGGGACCGCUCCAGGCUGCGACACGACAUACUCUGUAUGCCUCGACAUAAGGGUGGUCUGGCUUUACCAGAUUUUAGGAAAUACCAUCAAGCGGCGACAUUACAACGAAUCCUUGAGUGGCAUGAACUGGACACUACCAAACAAUGGGUUGCACUGGACCGAGAGGGAGAAGCGGCAAAAUUAAAAGCGAUGGUAUGGAUGCGACGAACAACCAGAGGCAGUAGAAGGAACGAGGAAGGACCCGUAGCACAGACGCUACUUUCCUGGGAAAACGUUAGGGAGCUGCCACAAGUUUCCCCAUCCCCCUGCCCCCUACUUCCGAUCCCGCACAAUCCCAAUAUCGGGGGCGGAACGCCAACUGAAGCCUGGACAUUCCUAGGCGACACAGACUAUAUACCGAUAUGCAAGGUCACACAGGACGGCAACCUGAAGACUUUAGACGCGCUUCUGGAGGCGCGACCACGAUCUCCAAUGGCGACCUUUAGGUACAUGCAACUACAACACUACUACAACUCCCUCCCACACCGGGAAAAAUUACAUAGAGACCUGACGUGGUUUGAAGCCCUAUGUCACCGAGGCGCAUCACUUGGAAAAGCCAUCUCGCUCCUUUACCAACACUUACUCAUCAACCCGAACUCCGAAAAUGACACUUUCAAACACCGCUGGGAACGAGCCAUGGACACAACAUUUACUACCGCGCAAUGGGACAAAGCCUUGAUUUGGCAACAUAAGAGCUCCUCCAGCUCCCGAUAUCAGGAGGUGAACUAUAAGAUACUUUCCAUGUGGUAUAGAACCCCAGUACUGCUCCACCAAAUAUUCCCCGAUGCCACUCCAACGUGCUGGAGAUGCCAGGACGAGAGGGGGACUCUCCUACACAUAUGGUGGGAGUGCUCACAUAUCGUCCCAUUCUGGGACCAAAUCAAAACCGACAUACAACAGAUUCUGGGGAAUGACGUGGCUUGGUCAAAGGAAUUAAUUUUGUUACACAUUUCACAGCACUCACUAUCCACAUAUAAAAAAUCCAUCUUACGUCAUCUACUGAACGCUGCAAAAGCACUCAUACCUGUAUACUGGAAGAAAUUAGACAUCCCCACUCGGGAGGAAUGGAUCCACAGAGUGGAAGAUAUCAGAGCAGCCGAAGCCCUGCAGGCUGAACAGACGGGCAGGGGGGUGAGAUGCGCGGAGCUUUGGGCUCCGUGGUUCACAUUCCGCGCGCAGCGAUAGGGGGGUGCUGGUGGGGAACCGGGGCUGACCGGAAACACGGGCCCCGUGGCCUGCUUUCACACAAGACGCAUCCAACAUUGUUCCCUUGUGGGUAACAAGCACUGACGACAUGUCCCAUGUCCCCUCCAUACGAACAGGGAAGAUGAAGGGACACAAUUCGACAAGACAAACAGACGACCCCACAGAUGCGCAUGAGACAUAUUCACGAACAGGAAUGACUCCCACGACUAAAUGGGAUACCACUGCUUGUACCUAUAAAGGGGGAAAGAGGAACACCAUGCUUACACAUUGGUCCCUAGGAUCGUAUGUCAUACCACCCCCGCAGUGGUAAACCGGUACCUAGUCUAUGAACGUGUACGGCGGCAGGAGGAUUCCACACCCCCCUCCCCACACAUGCUCCCACACGCGUUACUCCCUUACCCCCCUCCCGAACUUCUCAUACCCACCCACCCCACCCACAUAGGGCAUCCAGGCCCUCACAACUAAAAAUCCCCCAACCCCUUCCCCCCGCCCCCCCCCCAAGACUCCUAGUCUCUCGCAACACUGGUAUCACGCCACGACACACACCUGCUCACCUCAGGAAAUCACCAAAAACUCCUACAUACAUUCUUUCUUUACCAACAUUGACAAAUUUUACUAUAGUUGCGGCUCCAUGACUAUCAAUAGAUAAGACGACUUUACAUAUUAUCACAGAAUGUAAACUGAUAACGGAAUAAGAUAUAUAAGAAUAACGGAAUGAGAUAUUCUGCUAUGCAAAUAUGUUCAAAAUGUGUAUAAACACUGUUUCUAUGUUGUCACUAUUUUAUGCAAUUCUGUUGAGUUGGGCCUGCGUGCCCAUAAUAUGCUCCACUGUCUUGAUAAAACUCUAAAUAAACAGAUUAACAAAAAAAAAAAAAAAAAAAGAGAGAGCAUUGCGGAGUAAGCAAGAAACGCUUGUGGAUUCUCUGACAUCCUCUUUAGUGGAGAAAACCAAAUCUGACUGGUUCAGGUAAUAUAAUGGCAAUCAGUUCUGCCUUUUUUUUUUUUUCUUAGAUACUUAUUGAGAAGUGCAUAAUCAAAAGUAAUAUAUGCCCAAGACAAAAGGAGCACGCUUUCCCCAGGGCUUUGGUGUCAUUGCUCCCUGAAAAGAAAUGAGGAAACUGGCAGAUUUCUUGGAGUCCACUUCUGAACAAACUGAUUUGGCACAGACAGAAGAUAAUCAUCAGAUCAAGCACCCAUUCUAAAUUGACUAAAUUAACUUUGCCAGAAUGGUCAGCUACAUAACUCUUCUUGUCUGAGAGAUAAAUUGAGAGAAAUUGAGGAUAGCCUCUGAGUGGUCUCUUGAACUAUGAUAGGCUGUGUAUACAUUGAAUUACGGUUGUACAUAUGUAGAUGAACUCCAUAGCCUAUGAGCAGAUACUGAAAAUUAAUGAGAGUCAGACGCAUUGCUCUGAGCUCCAGAAUGUUGAAGCAAACCUGGCCUACAGGUCAAAAGUAAAUACAAUGGACAACAUGCUGGCCAAAAUGAGCUCCCUAGCCGAGACCACUUGCAUCUGUCCUACCAUAUGACCAGUGGAUAUCUGAUAGAGAAGGAUUCAGCCACCAAUUGAAAGCAAGAUUGACUGACUUGUUUUCAGAAGAAAAUCUUCUGAUACAACUCCUUUUUACACUUGUGGAACUGUGUGAUAAAAAUACCCAUAAGGAAAUCUGGAGAUACCAAUGAGCUAGGGAUGUGCAUGGGCCAAAAAUUGGUUCAGUUUGGAAAUUUGGGUAAGUUUAAAAAAAAAAAAAAAGCGUGUCUGCUUCGGCAAUUCGAAACUUCAGUAAUUCGGACCCAAACCCUAAACCAUUACCCACUUCAGCAAUUCGGUUCAGUACGGCAAUAUAGACAUUCGCAGGCAUCUGAAUUUCCGAAUGUACAUUCGGAACAAAACAACUACACUGAGCCCAAUGUAGCAGUAUCGACAAGGACAUUGACUCCAAGAGGUUUAUGAACUCCCUGGCAGUAAUCUACUUCAUAUAGAUCACAGGGAGAACCUAGGCCUGAAGAUGGUUCUUCAGGUCAUCUUGAGAGCUGUACCUCCUCUCUCUAGGUGUCAAAAAAGACUCCUAAGACUGCCAUUUGUUGAGAAGGCUGAAGUUGGUCCUGAACUAACUUAAAAUUCAAAUAUCCUCUUCCUGAUGAAGUUCUAGAAGUAGAGCAGAUAGAAAGACAAUAACAAUAUUAGGAUAGUGAAAUAUAUUUAUUCCUGUUACAUGGAUGGCAGCAAAACAGAUACCAGGAUCUUGUAAAUAUUUCUCAAAGCAGUUCCCAAGCCAAAGAGCAUAACUCUAAUUGAAAGUGCAGGCACACCGUGACUUUUCUGAUUAGGAAGGAAGAUCUGAAUAUGACAUAUAAAACUUUUUCUCAAACAAGCCAAUGAUCUGAUUUGGUGGCAAAACCCUAGGCCGCCAAACUAUUGAUCCCAGGAAGAAUAGGUUCAGUAAAAGCUGUUUUGAUGUGCAGAAGCAGAGGUAGUAUCAUAUUUAACACAAGUGCUUCUUCUCCAAGUAUUUUUUUUUUUUUUUUUUAUCACAAGCUAUACAUCUAGCAAUCCUAUGCUUCCUUUUGCGAGUCCUGGUCUGAUGGACUGUAUAAGCAUCCAUGCACUCUUUGAACAGGAAAUUAAGUACUUAUCCAAGACUUGGCUUACCUUUCGUCGGGGGCCCUAGGCAGUCGACUAGCAUCACCUUACAGUUAAUUGUGCCCUGAAACUCCCUCAGAGACAGAGAACCCACCACUAGCAACAAGCAGAGUUCCUGGCAGCCAGGUACCCAGGUUGUAGUGGUUAUGGUGCUUGGAAUGUCUCAAAUCUCUCAGGUACGAAGUGGGUACCACUCGACAUCCCGCCAUGCUUCUUUCUUUUAAAUCUCAUUUUCUUCCAAAUUCUAGUUUCUUCACUCAUUUUUCUCUUAUCAACCUUUCUAUAUUUUAUCUUUUAGCGUGUAACAAUGUAUACUUGUUUAUUACUAUAUUACUAUAUCACAGAUAAUCCUUGGUAUUUGUUCUGUACUUUUUUCCUGACAUGAUAAAUUUCACAAUAAAAGCCAUAUUAAAGGAUUAAAAAAAAGCAGAAAUUCCCAGGAUAAAUCAAAUGCCUGCUAGUUAACCAUUUCCAAAGAUCACAAUGGCACUGUGUGUUUUCCAGCAGUUUAUCAGUGGGCGAGUUGGCUAAUUGGCUUUGCUCUAAUUUGCUAUCACAUUUUGUCUGUGAGAAUCAGUUCCUGAUGUAGGAGAUUCAGUCACUGUUGCUGGCAGAUGCCUUGAUACAGAAGUAAACAUAGCAAAACCCAGCCCUGUCAGAGGGAGCCCUGCAGGAUCACCCUGUACAGAGAGUCCCUUGACGCGUGUCAGGACUGCCCCUCCCUCAUUCCUCUGAAUCUAUCGCCUACGGCAGCGCAAGCCUAGACACAUAUUUUGUACUAACUCAUAAUUCUGUCCCACGAGAAUGGAGCUAGUGGCAGAGCUGCCAAUACUAACUUUUUCUUAUGUGUCUACCAGUCACCUUGUGCUCACUGAUAGGGUCAUUUAUCUAUUAAGUGUGGAGUGUCGGCAAUUAAAAUUUUCAGCUCUCCCACCAAACAUUAUUUACCAUUUGGCUAUUUUGACCUCAAACUUAAAAUUCACUUUGAAUUCCUGAAAUGACACAAUUCAUAGAAAAACCCUGUAUGGGAUAGACACCCUUGAUUAUUAUUAUUAUUUUAUUUACAUUUAUAUAGCGGCGACAGAUUCCGCAGCACUUUGCAAUAUCAUUGAGGAAGGGUGAGGGUAUUGUUGCUAAACUUAACAAAGUUGGCGCCACACAAACAUGUUCUUCAGUUUUGAGCUUAAUAACCAUAACUAGCACAGUCACAGAAGGAUGGGAGACUUGAAAAAAAAAUCUAUAUUAUCAAAAAAAUGGGUAAUUCUUGCAUUUUGAAGGGAUUGUGCAUGAAUGAAUUAAUUUUCAUGCAGAAGGUGAAAUCUUGCUACACUAAUAAAAAAUGAUCUAUCUCAAGAUAAAUAAUAGUGCUAUAAGCAUGAAUGAAUGUCCACAGCACAUCUAUUGCUUACUAGUAUACAUGAAUCCCAAACCCUCACCAUAAAGUGCUACGUGCUGCAAAAUACCAAAGGAACUUAUCUUUUAUCUUUGAAAAACACAUUUUUCCCCAGGGGAUAUCAGAUAUCGUCCCCUCUCAGAAGAGCCAAUAUACAAUGUGUAUGGGGAUACAGCUGUAAAAAUACAGAAGAAAUAAAAGUAUAGGUAAUAAAGUUAAAAACAAAAACCAUAAAUUGUGCUGUUUGAAAUGCACUCACAAGAUGAAAUGUUGAUACAGCGCCUCUACAUGCCUCUCCUCAAAUUCUUGGCUGGCUAUUCAAUGUCAUUCCCCAGACUGUCGCCUUCACUUUAGGAACAAUUGUGUCUGGACUCAAAAUAGAUAUCAAAUUAUUAAAUUUAUUAUACAAUUAUAGUAAAGUAUAAAAAAAUAAAGUGCAAGUGUCCAACGCGUUUCGUCCUCAUACUGGACUUCCUCAGAGAUCAAAUAUAGUGUAAAAAACAUAAAAUUACCAUCAAAUGCUGAUUGGGAACAUUUGCCUGGUGACCCCAGCUGAGUGACUCUAUGGAAGACAAAUGAUUAAGGCCUCACGGCCAAAACGUUGUAUUUUUGUUUUAUCUCCUGCACCAUAAUAUACUUUAUCCUGCACUGUGUAGUCUGUGCCUCUAUACUUCUGGACUUUAUGGAAGAAACCUUUGAUGACAGGACAGGGGCACUCCAGACAAAGCUAAAACCGUUACGAAGAAUAGUUUUCCACAUAAACUUGGAUUUUUCUGGGCACACAGCAGAUUCAAAAACGUUUCCUCUUUCUUCUAUGAUGGAAAGUUGGGUGGCACUCGACAAAUUGCGGAUUCUUAUUCUUUGAUGAAGAUGACAAAGUAACUUUUUCUUAUGUGUCUACCAGUCACUGAGUGUUUGAAAAUUGUAAUGCAGUUCAAAGAUAACCAUUUUUACAUUUUAAUAUUAAUUAAAAUUUGAAUUUUAAACUCAUUCAUGGAAAGUAAAUAUGAGUGAUAGUUUCACCUUUACACGGGUUUUUCUGGAUUAAGAUAGUCACCCCCCCCUUCCAUACUCCUUAAUUCGAAAUCAGAUUCCAUGAGAUGUCAUAAUUUUAUUAUAUGAUUAAAAAAAUAAAGACGGCAGGUAGUGUCAGUAACACACAAAAAUUGAAGAAAAAAACUGUAAUAUGAAGACCAGCACUGUCGGAUGAUACAAGACCAUAAAAACACAUCAAAUAAACUUUAAGAAAGAAACUAGGACAGAAAGACUUUAAUCUACUAUACCUGGGGUUAUCUUUCGAAGAUCCUGCUACACAUCAGCAUUCCACAAAGAUUUCUUCAACAGGAAAACUGAGAGUAUCCAGUAACCAAAAAACAAUAAGUAACAGACAUCUAUUUCUAAAUGUAAACAGCACUCAAUGCUCUGAAGAACAGUAUAAACAGCCCUCAUGAAAAUAACAGAUAAAGAAAAAAUAAAAAAAAUAAUUACAAACAUACUUUCCCUGCGCUAUAAAAGUUACGAGGGUCAUUAUAGACGUUACAGAGACCAGAUACAUUGUUAAAGGUAAUUGAAAGGAAAGGUACGGGGGUUUUUUGUUGGUUUUUUUCCCCCUUUUUUAUUUUUGUAAAUCAAAUUUGGUAUCUGGUUCAAAAGGUGUCACGAGCUAAAAAAAAUACCUCGGUUAAUAAACUUAAAAAUGUUUUUUUUUAAAUUGUGGUUUUAUUUAGCUUUUCAGAUAGAAAGGGGUACUAUUUUAUAAAAUUUAAAGAUUGUGCAUAUUUGUUCAAUUCUAAAUAAAGUGAUUUUUUUUUAAAAUGUAUAUUAUUGUAUAUUGUAUAUUAUUGCUUAUUAUUAAUUCAAAUUUACUACCACCAUAAAAUGGGGCCGCAUUAAUAAUAUCAUGAAAAGUAUAGCUAAAAUAAAAUGAUUAAUCGUGUGGAAUUACAUACAAAGUUACUAUUUCAAUGGCGUCUCAUCAUGCAGAGAUUGUCCAAAACAUUUACCACAUCUUAGCUAGUAUGCUUUAGGUGUCAUGGACACAAAGGUGCCAUAUCACUUGUGGUGGUCGUAUUCAAGAAUUGCCCCACUAUGGUCUCAGAUACAUGCUCUUUUGUAGACAGUAAAACAUGUCCCAUUCUCCCAACAAGUAUUUCAAUGUAAGUCUAUUUGAACUAACCCAAGAGCCAGUUAGAUAUCCACUGAAGGGUGUUUGUAUGUCAUGUAUCCACAGCAGCUAUUAAAGCCCUAGGAAAAGAAUAUUUAUUGGACCCUGUAUGCCAGAAAUUAUUUCACUUUUUAGCUUUUAAUGGACCAUAAUAGCCAUGUCGACCACUACCAUUUUUGGAAGCGGGCCUAUAAAUCUAUAAAUCUAAAAAAAAAAAUUUAAAAGAGGGGGGAUCUUGUUGGAACAUAUAUUGUGCCUCUCUAGCAGCACAAGUAAAUUAAACAUUAUAUUUUGUCCUAAUUUUGACUGCAAUGAUUGGCUGAGAACCCUAGUGUAGGCUUCGCUUGCCACUCUCAGUUGAGAUAAGGUGUUUAGGAUUUAAGUCAUAGCACCAUGAACACAUCAUUUUGAUAGACAUAUGGAGACAGACACAUUUAGGCUCCAUCAGAUAUGCUGUCUGUUUCAACUAAUACCACACAGAAUGAACAUUUUAUAUGUUUUUCAUCAUCCAAGUCUGCAUUCCCCAGACAUGUGAGACGAUCAUUCAUCUAAUCAUUUGGUCAGACCAGGCAGAUGUCUUCAUGCUACUCCCUAUGUUAAAAUAUAAGAUUCACAAAAUACCAAAAGGAAUGAGUUUAUUUCCAAAAUCCUCAUAUACUGCUGGAGCCAAGAAUUCCACUGUAAACUAUUCUAGGAUAAAUAAACACCCAGGUAGCGAUCCAAAAACGUUUUAGGUGCACACAAAGUAGUGAUAACAGAAAAACAAAAAAAUUGUGUCCUCGUGAGUAACGGCAUCAUGAAGGAAUGUGCCAGUAGGCAGCUACCUAUGUUAGGGGCUCAUGACCUAAACUUUGUACAUAUAUUUUGAUAUAGUUUUUCAUUUACCUAUGUGCUGAUAGCAUUUUUUUUAAUUUGUGGGCAUGCUUAACUGCCUGGGUGGGGUAACCCUCCUACACAUAGAGAAUAGGGAUACAGUAGCUAGAAUUAAGAGAUACAAAGAGUGAGAUAUGUAUACCGGACUUUAAAGUGGCCAAGCUUUACAGGUGCACUAGAAAUUAUAUAAUACAGAGUCAGUAUAUAAGCCAAGGUCAAGGAUUCCAGAGGUAUUCAAAACACGAUUAAACAAGCUGGGGUCAAGAAUACAGAAUAACAGGAUGGUCACUGCAAAGCCAGGUAAGUAACAAGAAACACCAAGUCAUCAGUACGCACUCUCGGCCAACAAUAAACCACGACAGGGCAAUGAUCCUAAGAAAGAGGGAAGUAUUCAUUGGUACAACCCCAAUACUAUUGAAAGCAUCAUCACCCUGCACCAAAUCUCAUAAAGAGGUGUGUCCCACAGAUAUGACCUUAAAAAUUUUAUUAGAAAUUGACUUAGAAUUACAGGGUCGUAUAACUUUAAGGACUCCUGAAGGUGUUGCGAGGUUUUCAUGGUGAUCCAGCAACCUAGCAAGAUUAACAAAGUGCUGAGCACGCGGAACAGUCGAACUUCGACUUGGGGUUGACCAAACGCUCAGCAUUUAUUUUGCCUGAACGUUAAUCUUUUUUUCUUCUAAGACCACUGGUCCUGUUACUUCCUGGUUGUUUAGCUCAGUGGAGAUUAACUCAAGAGACAGCAAUUGCUUAGAGCACUUGUUUUGCCAAGACUUCUCAUUGAGCUGCAUUGGGAAGUCUGUGAUUGGACAGCCACAGAAAAUCAGGACUCUGGAAGAAGGGGAGGACUUGUAGAGGCUUCAGACAAGAAAUCUACAGCUUUAAGAAGUUGUUUUAGAUAAAUCCCCAAUAAAAAAAAUAAUUACUGAACAGUAUUUUUUUUUUUUUUUAUUGUGGCCGUGGAAUGUCCCUUUUAAAGGAAAGCCAAGUCCCAGGUUUCUUUGACCCAUGGUCAGGAUUUUUUUUUUUCUUUUUGAAGCAAAGUUUUUCUGAUGCCUUGAGAUCAGAUUAGAUUAAGAAAAUAUAAAAGGAAUGGAAAAAAGUUACAUUUAUUUACUUCAACAAAUGUAUCCCAGAGGAGAUAUGAUCAAAUGUAAACAAAUAUACACAAGGCUGGUAUAAACCGCUUUCUAGUGACCUGUUCAGUAACAGGACUGGGCAAUUGAAUUCUUCCGAGUUCCAACCAUAUUCAUUCAGAAACAAGAUUGACAGCUGUUAUUUAAAGGAUCACUAUAGGGUCAGGAACACAAACAUGUAUUCCUGACCCUAUAGUUUUAAAACCACCAUCUAGCCCCCUUGGGCCCCUCAUGCCUUCAUAAAUAUAGUAAAAAUCUUACUGUAUAUAAGCCUGAAGCUGUAACUCUGCAUGCUGUUUGCCUCAGAAAACAAGCUGUCUACUGACAUCAUCAGAAGUAGUGGCCUGAUCCAAUCACAAUGCUUCCCCAUAGGAUUGGCUGAGACUGACAAAGAGGCAGAUCAGGGGCAGAGCCAGCAUGAUUCAAACACAGCCCUGGCCAAUCAGCAUCUCCUCAUAGAGAUACAUUGAAUCAAUGAAUCUCUAUGAGGAAAGUUCAGUGUCUGCAUGCAGAGGGAGGAGAUACUGAAUGUUUGGAUGCAUUUUAGGCAGCCAUGACCCAGGAAGGAUCCCUAGCAGCCAUCUGAGGAGUGGCCAGUGAAGUUAUCACUAGGCUGUAAUGUAAACCCUGAAUUUUCUCUGAAAAGACAGUGUUUACAGCAAAAAGCCUGAAGGCAAUGAUUCUACUCACCAGAACAAAUUCAAUAAGAUGUAUUUGUUCUGGUGACUAUAGUGUCCCUUUAAUAGCUGCAGGUGUGCUAAGUGGUACUUGAUGUAUUACUACCAUUACGUAUACUAGCUUUGCAUAAGGUGGUAUAGUUUAAAUAAAAAAGAUUUCCUGAACUGUCAAAAUUAAUCUGGCACUCUAGGUUCACCUACCAAUAUAAAAGCUCCCAAAGCACUACAUAUAUAAUAUAUCAAGUAUAUAAAAAGAUUUUUUUUUUUAGGAGCUGUUAUAGCAUACUUACCUGCAGCCCCUUGCUCCGGCAUCACCAUUCUUGGAGGCCUGUGGGUGCUACUGUUCUGUAACACUUACCCUCCUUACCGCUCCUAUCUGCUGUGAUUAGCCCUGCUUGGCAAUACUUCCAUUCUCCAUGUUGACACAAAAUGCUGGGUUACAUUGUCAGCACAUUGGAGUCAGUGCGCCCCAUACUUCCCCAGCAAAUGUCAGGAAUGCCUGUUUUUCGGGAGUAAGAUAGUAACAGAAAUAAAAAAAAACUGCCUGAGUGAGGAUUCUUUCCCCGCUACCUUCCUCGGUAUUAGACCCUGUGUGCCACUGGCAAAGAGUUCUAAUGCUGAAGAUUGAUUGACAUGUGGGGUGUCAACAAAAAAAAGCCCAUGACAAAUAAUGCUGUAAACAUUGUUAAACAUUUAUAUCCUAGUAAAUUUCAGAAAUGGAAAUCAAUAUGUUUGUUUGUUUUUUUAAGGCUUUUAGUAAAUAAUAAAAUGAUAUUUCCAUUUCUCAGGUAGAAUUUAAUCUGCGUCUGGUUUCUGACAUUACACAUAUUUUGAGUUAUACCGGACGCCUCUAAUCCCUCUGUAUGGGAGCCAUGGAUUUGACCCUGUCUGAUGGGAAGCUUGUUCAAUCCUAAGAGGGUUAUUGAAGUAACUGGAUCUAACCCUACACAAGGACAAGCGAUGAGGCCCUCAUUUGAAUCAUAAUUGAUCUUUUCUUUAUUGCAAUGCGUUGCCAGUGGCUUUGUGAGUAGCUGUGAAAAAAAGUGGAUGCCAAGAGAUUUCCUUUCAUGUCAACGAGCAAACGUUAGAGGGAAUUUAUUAACAUGAGAAAUAAUGACAAUUUAAGAUCUGAACCUGUUCAUAUGCAGUCAUGUAUGUAAAUCAAACUGUGUUACAUCUAACUUGUGUGUGUGUUUAUUUGGGUAUUUGCAUAUAAUUGGAACGAGAUUUUGGGUUGUGGUUUAUUUAUUUAACAUUAAAUUGCAGCAAACAGGAAUCCAAAUG